GCAUCGGUUACAACGGCUUUAACGGUAGCAGCGCAGUGGGCGAGAAACAACAAGACGCAACUAACUCACCGAAAUGGAGUUAUUGAGGUUCCUUCUGCUGACUCCAGCAGCUUUCAUAUUGUUUAACUGCAUUCAAGGUCAGAUUAACAAAUUACCGCAUUUAUUUACGUAUUGUUUUUUGAUAUCAAUAUUUUUGCCUUUUUAAAAGAAGCUGUAUGCCUCAAGCACUAAAAAAUUACCACUGAUCACUAUGGACAGCCACAGGGCCUAAAAGUCGAGAAGAGCAGUUAUCCCGAAAAAGGGCAUAAUCUCUUUCGUAAUAAAUUAACAUUUGAACAUAUUUUUCUUGUUUAUCAUUAUUUCCUAGUUUUACCCAAUAUUAUUUCCUUAUGUUGAAUCGAAAUGAUAACCUAAAUUCGGUAGUUGUUUCAGUAAAAGAUAAAGGUUGUAGCUAAAAAUAAUUCAAUGGUUGUUAAAAUUCAAAGUAUAAGAUUAUUAUACCACCUUCACAAUUGAAAUGCUAUACAAUUUAACUUAAAAAUGUGAAACAAACGAUUCCGUUCAUUCAAAUUAGAAUUCGUAUAUGAGGCAAUACUCUUUAAAUCUGCGGUAAUUAAUUAUUGUACAUCUUUAUGAAAAAUUUGUGUGUUUGUUAUAUCUCUAACAUCCCAGUCAUUCAUAUGAAUAGCUUUGACUCCAGUAUAUACUAUACAAACCAGCAAGCUCUCUCCGCUUUUAUAGUAAAUAGCUCGCAUUUUUUGACAAGAACUGUGUUGGGAAAGAGCCACUUGAGGUGCCUUUUGAACAAAAUAAAAAUUGAAGGUUUCUGCAGUCUCAUAUUGGCAUGCGUAUCAUCCUCUUUAAUUCUCUACAAAUUACACUUAUCUCCUGGACAAAUUUUUAACGGUCGAAUUCAAACGCCUUGUUUUAGCCUUGAACGGCCCUCUUAAAUCUGUUCAAGACUUAGUAAGACUUUUCAAGAAUUUAAGGGGAAUGGAAGAGAACGGCGGGGGCCUGUUUUUCGAAAGUCCCGAUAACUUUUUGUCUCGAGAAGUUGUUUUAUGUUUGCCUUGUUUACAUUCAAGAUCAAAGUUUCAAUAAUUUUGAAAAUGAUACAAUGAAAGUAUCAGUUAACGAAGCAAAAUUGACCGGUUUGUGAGCUAGGAACUGAGUUACUAUUCAACUGGUUUUGAUUUCAAAUCUGCCUUCGCAUACGAAAAGUUGCGGGGCCUUUCGAGAAACAGGCCCCAGGGAGAAGGCUUAUUUUCGGACGUACCCUGUAGUUACAUUUGUGUUCAUUCAAGUUGUGAACGAAACUGUCCUUUAAUUUGUAAACAACUUUAUUAGAUAAUUUCUCAGUCUGAUGUGAAUCACUGAUUUAAUUUCCUUCAAAACAUUUCUUAUUUCUUAAUAACAAGCCUACUUCCUUGUAGACUCUCUUUAAACCUUAGGAUUAUUUCUCGGCAUGGUUUCAGGAUAUAAAUGAGUUGCCUUUUCUUUUAAGUUCACUAUUAUAAAAUCAGCCUCGUUUCCAGGCAAAUAAAUCAUCGAUCAACCUCAUAAGCAAAUACGUUACCAUCGAAUCGAUAAUAUAUUUUUUCGCAUCUUCCAAAUAUGGUAAGCGCCUUUUUGUUUUGAAGAAUUAGCCGUGGAUUUUGAGACAAUCAGAAACGGCGAAAUAUUUAUUGAAAAAUUUCAUCGAAUCGAUAGAAACAAUUGAAAUGAUAAAACCUUUCCACGGUUUUCUUCCAAAUUUUGACAAAAAUUUCUUAGAAAAAAAUAAUAAUAAUAAUAAUAAUUGAAUGAUGAUGGGUAGAAACUUUCACCAUACAAAAUUUUUACACUUGUGAAGCGAUAUCUUCGCUCGCUUAAAACGUGUCACUUUCAAACUUGGCAAGUUUACUUAUUGUAAGGCGUUUGUUUGAUUACUGUCCUUGGAUUUUCUCUGACUGUUAUUAAUUGAAAGAAAAAAAAUCACGAGAGGGUGUAUUAUAGACAACUGGAACUUUUCUAAAGCAUCUGAAUCUAUUUUAUUUCGAUUCCUUUUCAUUUCUCGCAGCUGACCCCCCUCUGAGUGACCUCCCCUGUGGUAUAAAACCAAUGGCUCGAAUUGUCGGAGGAGACGUAGCCAUUCCACAUUCAUGGCCCUGGCAAGCGGAGAUUCUUGUGAAGGAUCAAAACAGCGGGCAAUUGUUCUUCAAGUGUGGUGGGACUCUGGUAACGCCCCUGUAUGUUGUAACAGCGGCGCAUUGUGUUUUCCAGAUUCCCUUUCCAGAAUCAUAUGAAAUAAGGCUAGGUGAGGAUGGUACAAACUCUCCUGUCAGUCAGUAAAAUUCCGCUCAAACUAACCGCAGAAUUCAAUGAAACUGAAAUGUUUUUGCUUUUGAUAACACUGAAGUGAGAUACUAAUAUUUUCAGUUAGCCUACAAAAUCCUUUGUCAUGCAUAUGCACUUGUCCCAUUGUACUGUUGACGAUUGUGAGUAACAACUAAAUUCAUGAUGAAUGUUUCUUUUGCCAAUUUUAAAUCUUAAACAUAUCUCUGCUUUUAGGUGUCCACGACCGUAGAGUACUAGAUCAGGUUCAACAAAUUGGCCUCUCAGAGAUUCAUAUAAACGACAGAGCGAUGACAAAAGGGUUCGGCAAUGACAUUGCACUUCUGAAGCUCUCGAGCCCAGCUGUCCUCGGAAACAGAGUCGGUUUGGCGUGUCUCCCGAGUGGCGACCCUACAGAUCGAGUACCACCUGGUACAAAGUGUUUUCUUACAGGUAGCUAAUUGACAAUAAAUGAUAAUGAUAUACUUUCUCUUGCGGUUAAAAGAUCAGUCCUAAGUGCUUGACAGUGGCAGAUCUGCUUGCACUUUACUAUAGCAUUGAAAAGUAAGAGGGCUUUAGGGGAUCAUUCACGGGCAUGCGCAAUAGAUCCCUAUGUUGAGCUUCGACUGAGCUGCAAAGGUACACUAAAACAGCCACUACAACCCUGUAGCACUUGAUGAUGAAGGUUUUAUGAUCAUUUGGGUUAUAAUAACAUCAAGACUUCCAUAAUGCCGUCAUUACAUACCGUGAAAUUCCGAAAAUAAGCCCAGAGGCUUAUAGUUUUCAAAGGCCCCUUUUGAGGGGCUUAAUUUUGGAGGGGCUUAUAUUCGGAGGGGCUUACCUAUGGAGGGAAAUUGGCGUUUCAAAAUCGACUGGGCUAGCCUUAUAGUUAGGAGUAAAUUUAACGUUUUUGCUUUGUUUCACUUUGUAUUCGAGGGCAAUUUUCCAAGUACAAGCCCCCGGGGGGCUUAUAUUUGGAGAGGCUUAUACAUGGAGGGGCUUAUUUUCUGAAUUUUACGGUACUUUACUUGCACUCGCAAUUUAUCGGCCUGAACGCAACCGGAGACUUUUAACAUUAUCAAUUGGCAUAUCGCAUAGAACGUUCGCUUGAAGUAAUUUAUUUUGUCAAAUAAGGCAGGGCGAGAACAUAUUAUCAAAACAAAUAAAUAAAUAAGUAGUCCCCUUUUUAUAAUAACAUUUUCCUUCCUUCAAUUCAAGGAUGGGGCAGUUCCUCUUUCCAAGGAAGUAAGUCUCAGAUACUUAUGCAAGCUGAAAUGCCCAUAGUUGAGUACAACACUUGCGCAAAGGCCAAUAAAAAACUUGGGGAAGUUGUGGAUAGAUGGAUGAUUUGCGCCGGAUAUGGAGGCGAUAGCAAGAUAAGUGGUUGUCACGGAGACAGCGGUGGUCCCCUUGUUUGUGAAGAUCCAAAAUCUGGGCGCUGGAGUCUGCGUGGUACCGUGAGUUGGGGUGACCACUACUGCAAUGGAGGACCAACAUAUUCAGUGUUUGUUAGAAUCAAUAGCUAUGUUGACUGGAUCAAGUGCAAGAUGACUUCACAACCGCUCAAACCAAGUAAGUUUAUUGAGUACGAAAUGGAUAAAAUUUAUAGCAAGCGAGAGUGGAGAAGUUGAACAAGUUUUUUCGCGUUCGUUAGAACGCAUACUAAUCUUGUUCGUCCUGUGGUACAAAGCCACAAAUUUGACUGCCGAUUGGCCGCCCCUACUGAUUUUAUCAGGGGCAUCUCGGCCGGGAAACUGGACUCCUUUCGACUCUAUUUCGUUUGCGUGAGUGACGAACGCGGAUCCUUAAUCCUUGAUUACUUCUAGUUUAUAGUAACAAACUAGUUUCAAACGCCGAUCUCAUGCAACGCUUAAGAGCUUCGAGGCCGACAAUCCCGGAUAAUAAAUCAACCCGAUUUCCUUUUUUGUAUAUUUGCUUUUUUUUUUUUUUUUUUUUUUUUUAAUUUUUGUUUUGAUUGUUUAUUCAUUCAUUUGUUUGUUUUUAUUGGUUAUAAUACUGACAAUUUUUUUUAACACAAUCAAGAUCACAACCUGUGUACGAGUAUAAACAAUGUAUUUUAUAAUAUUAAGAUUUUCAAUAACGUUUACGAAACGGACUAAAAUAUUUCUUUGCUUUGUUUUUGUUUGUUCAUCUCUUUUAGCCCAAGGAUGUAUCGACACCCAUGACUAUUGUAGCACCUGGGGCAGAGAGUUCUGUAAAUACUCCUACUUUGAAAACAUGCUGAAAAAAUUUUAUUGCAAGAAGAUGUGCAACGCUUGCUGAUGGAAUGUUAACUAUUUACUCCAUUUCUGUCGAAAAACAUAUUGGAUUUGAUUAGGCUUAAGUAUUUUAUUUUCCUCUGCUUUCAUGUUAAUUAUGAAUAAGCGAUUAACAAGACAACCCAAUAAAAUUGCUUUUGUUUGUCAUUCUUGGACACGUGACUUUCAAUUUGGAUAUAUAUUUAAAAUCAUGCUUAGCGCCGGGCACUUAGAACGUGCACUGGUGAAUUAAGCCUGAAAUUACAGUUAAAUCUGAAGAGACUAAAGAUCAGAUGAAUAACUACUAAUUCGAGAUCAUUCCUGAAUAUUAUUUUCCUAGGUGGUGUACCCUUUCAUUAUAUAUUAACACAGCUGAUCUAGUCAGUCUCAUUGGCUUAAACAUGUUGAUAACUUCCGCUUAGUUUACAUAAACUGAACCUGUCAAAAAUUCUGUUUUUUUUUUAGGCCAAUAAAUAUCUGUUAAAAACCACCAGAAAAUGUACUUGUGUUAGCAAAAAGAAUAGACUGUAGAAUUAAAAAACAACAACAACAACAAAAACAGUGCAGUAAUUACCCUCAGGUUAGCCAGUCGAACAAUAGUAAGUGUUCUGAAGACAAAAUACUUGUAAUUUACAAGUGAAGUCAUUGUUUUAGAGUCUCAAAACAAUAGCUACACUUGUAAUUUACAAUUGUAAAAGUUUUAUAAAAUUGACCGCUAGACGGAUAUUUUUUCUUUUUUUUGGCUUGCGUACAGCGUUUUAGCCCAUAUUCUCUGUAGCUGCAAAAGAAAGCUGAAAAACGUGUGGCUGUUAAAGGGUAUCCAGGGAAAUGUUUCUUAAGUCUGCUUUUUGCUUAAACUGUGACCUGUAUAUGCGCACCAGGACCCAAAACCGGGACGUCUUAGUUGCUUUACUGUUUGGUUUAACUUUUAAGGAUGCGCAGAACGUAAUUUCGCCUCCUAUAUUUCACAGGUUAUUGCGCGCAGACGAUUUUUUAAAUUUAUAAUAAAAAGAAAACGCAGAAAAAUAGAUAAAUAAACGGAUUAAUAAAUACAAAUAGAUGAUGCAACGCUUGGUGAAAUUUUGAGGAAUCAAUAAUUCGGCCUCGGUGGGUACACCCUCCUCGAUAUGCUUAAUUCUUCAUAUGCUACGAAAGCCGAUUUCAUUUAUUGCUUUAUCACUCAUGCAAAGUAAUUUCUAGUUUAAAAACAUAGCUAAAACAUGCUUACCUGCAUCGAUGUUAACUUCAUCUUCGAAAGUUUACGUUUAGGUUUGUCCAGCGGCGCAAAUAUUCUCCAAAUAGCAGAUGUCGCCCUCCGAGUCGUCUUCUUGCUGUUUUUGCCACAUUUUUAGCUGUUAUUUCGCCUAGUUCCAGCCGUUGCUCUCACUCUUGAAACGAGUGAAGUGUCCGCCAUUUCUUUUUCACAACCGAAACAACUCAACUUCGUCCCCAGGUCUUCUCGGUAAAGGCGCCUUAACCUAUAGCCGGGGCUGCAUUGUUAUUAUAACGAUAAUAACAAUUUAUUAUCAUUUUUUAGCCUUUUCGUUUCCCGGUAUCAAUUCAUUUUUUGGCACUGCCACAGGUUCCUGUUAAUUUGCUUUCGUUAAAAAUCUAGAAAACAGUUUUAUUGUUCGUUAUAUUUAGCAAAUUUAGCUAAUGAAUUCUCUUAGCUACAUUCAAGGUAAAUGGUCAUACAAAGUCCAAUAAUUAUGCUUGAACUGUAUUAAAAGAUGCGGUCGACAAUCCCACGAAAAUCCACCUUUCUUCAUCAUAUAAGCAUUAACUGACAAGGCAAGAGGACAAUAAUGAAAUUUUAGUCCUAUACGAAUGACUUCCAACAUAAAAAAGAAAAUUACUAAUUUCAUAACAGCGUUUAUCUCUUCAAAUUUAUUGCAAUGAAUUCAUACAUAAACAUAAUGCAAUUAUGCAUGACUGUAUCCAAAUAUUUGAGAUGGUGAAAACUAUAUUCAGUUAAAUCGACGCCCACACGCGGUGUUGUCUUAUGUUUUUCUAUUUCAAAAGAACUCUCAUAUGUGAAUAGCGGCAACAUUCAACAGAACUAAAAAAAAAUCGAAAAUGCAACGCAGAGCUUCAAGGGCGUCAGGUUCAACCAACUUGAUAACAUUUUAUACCGUUUAUACCCUUUAUUACCUUUUGACAUUUAUGUAGGUAUAAUUGUCCCAGAAAACGGUCAUCUCUUCCUGUAAUAACUUAGCUUAAACUAAUACAGCCAUUUAAUAAAAGUUUACAACUACAUUUGUUUGUACACCUGACAAAGGAGAAAUUAUUACAUAUCUAUACUACAAUGACUGCUUAAUUUUCGGUGCAAAUAUGUUUACAGUCCAAGGGAAAUAUAUUUCAAUAUAUUGUUGUGAUAGUUUAGUUAUAUAGCCACGACUCGGCGGCUACUGUUGCUUAGGACAAUAUAUGAACAGUUGACCUACCCGGAGACUUAAGCAUGCAUUUCACAACAAUCGCAUUUGUUGGUAUUUUUCUUUUCACUGGAACUCAUCAAGGUAACCAUAACCUUUCAAUUCUUCUUUUUUUUGUAGAACACUUGAUUUUUCCUAGUGUUUUGUUUUAUGUGUUCAAGUUAAAGUGUUUAUAACUAUCAGCUGCCUCUCGAUGUUCUCACGUAAAUAACAUUUUGGCCCCCAUGAAAGUAAAAUAAACCAACUUAACUGCCGUCAACUCCAUUGCGAUCAAAGAGCAGCCUUUUCUUGCAAACUCAGUCUAUCUACCUUGGUUAUUCAGUAUUACCUGAAAGAGCCACUCUGAUAGCAUGAAAUAUGUGGCGUCAGUAGCUGAGACAUAAUGUACAAUGGACAAGGAGUAUAAUUUCAAGGAGGAGGAAACUGGAAUAAGUUUUAGAGAAAAGAAUCACAUCAAAUGAGCAAGUCCGGUCUCCAUUUGCUGGGCUACUAAACUGAUAAAACGUGAAUUUGUUCCCCGCAUAAUAAUCUAAUAAUCCACGAUUGAUUUCUCCCAUGUAAUUUCUCAAAAAGAAAAAUGACAAAAAUCGCCAUUUAUUUGUUCGUUUCGCUCCAUUUUUUCGUGUGUCCAUUGAAUUCUGGAUUCCACACAAACGUACAUUCUGGAUUCCAAUCGAGUUAAUUAAUCGGGUUCCAGAUUCUUUAAGCCAUAUUUCUAAUCCCAAAGCCCAUGAUUUCCAUCUACCAGCACAAAUUUCCUGAAUUCCGGAAUCCGGAUUAUCUUAUUAUUAGUGCGAAUCCAUUCGGCGCUAGUGGUGCAUUUUUCCUUACAUUUUAUUUCAAGUCUUUUCUCGUCGUCAUCGUCCCUGUGGACUAAGAAACUCUGUCUCGCGCAUUAUUGGCGGAUCGAAUGCUUUGAAAGGUUCAUGGCCUUGGCAGGCAGAGAUUUUGCAAUUGCCAGAGAGGAGACAUAAAUGUGGAGGGACCUUGAUUAACGUCUGGUGGGUUGUGACUGCAGCACAUUGCGUCUUUAAGGAUCCCGAUCCCAAGCAAUACAAAGUGGUAUUAGGUAAGAGCCAGUUAUUUAAACGCAGUCUAGUCAGUGUUUAACAGAAACGCCUUCUAAGCCAUUUUGAGUUCACCCAAUGCUUUUAUCUCGACACCAUUUAUUCGCGAAAAAGUUUCAUAAGAGCAUGAGAAGUAAACUGGAAAUUUUAAAGCAGUUAUUUUCUUAUAACUACCCACUAAGGAAAGAUAUCUGGAGGUCCAAAAAUUUGCUAAACCGCAGCCUAAGUUUGAUUUCGUUAGUACUGAUCCUUAACUAACACUUUUUCCCCUUGUUUAAAUAAAUCAUUCUGCUUAACCAAAGCUACGAUAAUAAAGGAGUAAAGGAGUUUCGAUGUUUAAUAUCAUAAGUUCGAUCCUUAUUCCCGCCCCUCCAAUUUUCCAUGGGAAAUUGUCUGGGGGCGAGGCUGAGAAAAAAAAAACAAAGAUACCGAAAAAUUCCGAAAAUAAGCCCCGGGACUUAUAUUUUUCAAAGGCCCUUUUUGAGGGGCUUAUAUUCGGGAGGGCUUAUGUACGGAGGGAAAUUUGCGUUUCAAAAUCGAUUAGGCUAGCUUGUAGUGGGAAGGAAAUUUACCAUUUUUGCUUUGUUUUACUUUGCAUUCGAGGGCAAAUUCCAAGUACAAGCCCCAGGGGGGCUUAUAUUCGGAGGGGUGAUUUAAUGGAGGUUUUUUCCGUUACGAUUUUGGGGGGUUUAUGUUUGGAGGGGUUUACACAUGGAGGGGCUUAUUUUCGGAAUUUUACGGUAUUUUUACCCUUGGACUUCACGAAGCAGGAGAAUCAACCUUAAUUAAUUUUUGUUUUUAAAAUUUUCUUAUUCGUUCAAUGGUUUAAAAAUCAAACGUUAAGCUUCCACUACAAUCACCCUUCUUUUUCGCUCCCUCUUUAGUAUCUAAGCAAAUUUCAUUUCCCGAUUAUGAAAGAAUUCCAUUUCUGCAAUAGGUUAUUAGCCAUUGAGGCGGAGAGUUACAAUUGAUUGGUACCAGAAGUCAUCAUUUUCACUGAAGCCAUCAUGCAUCUUGUUUAUCCUUUAUCCGUUUAUCCUAGAAGAAUUUGGAAACAAUAUGGUUAUGUCAAAUUUUGGAGAGUAAAGGAGGUGCUUUACGGUCUCGGAUAAAAUGUUAAGGCAGCGAUCUUCCUUGACUGACAUAUAUUGCCUCUUUAGCCCUGCCUAUCGAUGUGUUCCUCAUAUCUUUUCAUUGUACGUCCAGUGUAAGGGCAGCUGUUGCAGCUAAUUAAAAAAGGCACGAGUAGUUAGAGGCCUUUCAUUUAGGACGCUCUUAAGAAAAAUCAAUAUAAAAUGGAUCUAGUUUUAAAACCUAAGUGAGGCAGAUCGCCUUGCCCGUUGCUAUGAUCGUAAAGCUCAAGAGUCUACAACUGCUACAAAGAUAACUGGAGAUCCUUGCUUGGGGUCGAAAUACGUGGAAUGCAUGGUGUCCCGAGAAUGACUGUCUUGUAUUUUCCAGGGCAAAACAAUCGUACUGUGAAAGAUCCUCAUCAAGAGUAUGACGUCAUUAGCGUCAGAAUUCACGAAAAGUACAUGACUAAAAUUUAUGAUUAUGGCUUCGACAUCGCGCUAUUGAAACUGGCACGUCCUGCGUUUUCUGUUUUUGGGAAGAUAGGAACAGCAUGCCUUCCUCCUCAAUGCGAACGCGUUCCAGUGGGAAAGGACUGCUAUAUCACGGGUAGGAUUACAUAAAAAACAUUGCGAUAAAAAUAUAUUUCUUUAUGCAUGCCCUUAAUUUCGAUCAGUUGAACAUUCAGUUUGGUCAUUUGGGAUCCCAGGACGGUAUUUUUCUUUCCUUAUAUAAAUAUAAGGAAAUUCUUUACUUUUAAACUGAUAAACGACUUCGUAAUCUUCGGAAGUUCGUGGCACAUCAUGCCCUAAUCGUUAAGGGCUAGGUAGUUGCUGAUGCCUGAAUAUCAAUGAUUGAUUGAUUGAUUGAUUGAUUGUUUGUUUGAUUGAUUGAUUCAUUUGUUCAUUCAUUCACUUUUUUUUUUAAUGAAGGCUGGGGAAAAACAUCUUCCCCAAACAUUUCCACCUAUGCUGAAAUUCUGCAAGAAGCCAGGAUGCCAAUUGUCGACUACGCCACUUGUGCAGCUGGUAACGCUAACCUAACGUAUGCUAAGGUGGACGAUGAAACUAUGAUAUGCGCAGGAUAUGGAGGAGACAGUGUGGUUAGUUGCCUUUCUUGAUUCUGACAUGUUUGUAAUAUCUUUUCGAAAUGAAUAUAUAUUGUCAAUGUACUUAUUCACGCAAUCUAAUGUAUAUAAGAAGUUGAAAAUGAUGGUUUAAAAUUUGCAUCUAAGGUGACUAUGUAACAAUGUAAUAAAGCCUGAAGCUAUAAGCCAAACAAAGAAGGACGGUAAAUACAGUCAUAUUGUAACCAAUGAAACGCUGGGAUCACUAAUGAAUUUUAGAUCUUAGGCCCCUCACCGAGGAUUCUGAACUCUCUUUUCCACUAUGCAUCAUUCGUUACACACUGAAAUAACUGUGAUCUAUGAUGAGACUAUUUAAGUGUUGCGUUCAUGAACCUGUUGGAUAGAUGUAAAGACGCUAAAUAUUAAAGCAGCUACAUGUUUCCAGGUAAGAUGUUAUCAUGAUUCUGAUUCAGAAAAUCAAAGUGCCUAAAAUUGAUUCCCUUAAUUGACUUGAGCAAGGGAAUAUAGUGAUAAGUGAUCAUGCCUUUUGCAUUGAUGCCAUGUUGUACAAAUUAGCUCAUGGUUCUACCAUCUAUCACGUGAAACUUUGGCAUGCAAAGCAGAGCGUUUGAGCACUGCGUUUUUACCUUAGGUUGUUAUCAGCCGCAUUACGUAACCUUCAGUUAUUACUAAUCUUUAAAAUAUAUGAAGUGCAAUGAUUUAAUUCGUUAAUGUAUUUUCAUUUCAAAGGUCAGUGGUUGUCAUGGGGACAGUGGAGGUCCUUUAGUCUGCAAAGAAACUGGUCAUUGGGUUCUGAGAGGAGCUGUUAGCUGGGGUGAUCAUUGGUGUCGUGGCGGGAAAACGUUUUCUGUGUUCGUCCGCAUCAGCAGAUUCGUCAAUUGGAUUAAAAAAACUAUGUGGAAACGAGAGCGAAAGCCAUGUAAGUGUAAUAUUCUGAACUUUUAUCUAAUCUACAUGCGCAUGGCAUUGUUUAAUCACUGACGAUUUAGUUUUGAUCAUGAAGGCAAUUCAUUCUGAUUGGGAUUUUUAAUGUAAAAAAAAACUAUUGUAUUAUUUAUUUCUUUACUUAUUUAAUUAUUUAUUUAUUUAUCUAUUUAUUCAUUUUGCAAUUGUCACUUCAUCUCACAGAUAAUUCGUAUUUAUCACAAUGUACCGGUAUUCCUUAAAUAAUCUUUCAAUUUGUCAAUCGAAAGGUGGUUGCCAAGACUGCAAACCUUAUAAGGAAUACUGCGUAAAUUGGUCUAAAAAAGGGAUGUGCAACAACAGUUGGUACAAGAAUUACCUGAAGAAAUUCUGUCGCCAGAGCUGUGGCUAUGUCUGUAAUCAAGUCGGAUGAGACGUCAGGUUUGUUUUCUGGAUAAAAGAUGCAUUCGUUUAACAUAUUCAAAAUUAGAUCGCAUUAAAAAGUUUAUGAGCUUCUGCCUUCUGUCUUUAAACUUUAAACCAAAUGCGGAAAUGCGCCAAAACAAAGUGUAUCUUUGGGUCAUUUUUUGAUGUAUUUUUACAGGUUAGGAAACAUUGUCGUUUAACAAGGGUUGGAGUCAGCAAACUUACCUCAGUUAAAUUUAAAACAAAUUACAGAGAAACCAUUAAGCAAUAUCAGACGAUAAUCGAACAUUUUUACCGUGCUGAUGUGUUUACAUUUUUUUUUUCAGCGCUCAAAAUGCACGAUGGCUUAUAACAAGCAACUCAAUGACCUCAGCAAAACAGCACCAGAAUCGAAACCCGAAACGAGCACCGACAAUAAUUGAAAACUCCAUGAAGAGUCUUAAACUGUGAAAAAAAAAAAAAAAAAAAAAAAAUGAAGAGUCUUAAACUGUAAAAAAAAAAAAAAGAAAAGUAAUAAUAAUCAACAAUAAAUUAGACUUUAAAAUCAUCCACAUAAUCUUAUAUAUAAACUGAAUUGUCUAUUUACAAUAUAAUCCAGAUUACUGCUUCGUAACCCAAGAUUGCAACCCAAUUCUGUGAGUUUCCAGUGGCGAAGAGAGUAAUUUACCCACUUAAUCACGGUUGAUCAGUCUUUCUUGUUCUGCUAGAGAAAAUUCUACCUUUAAAGUUUCGUUUCUACCAUACCAUCAUGAUACGAGUGACAAAUUACUCCUUAAUUCCGGCGAGAAAUUUCAGCGUUUAUUCUACUACAUGAAAAAAUUUCUGCAAUUUGAUUGGCUUACAGCAGUGGUAUUUCAGCUUAAUUUGAAAUACCCACAUGUGAAAAUUACAAACCUUUUGCGGGUAGUAAUAUAAACAAAUAAUAGCAUGAUUUGUACGUGAUAUUUGGUAUAAAUAUCACUCGUGAUAUUUCAAAAUUGUCUCAAAUUUCACUCGCCUAACUGCUCGAGAAAUUACAUAUAACAAUUUUGAAAUAUCACUCGUGGUAUUUAUGCCAAAUAUCACUACAAAUAAUGCUAUUACCAAUACUAAUUUAUAAUUUCACAUUUGAAAUUACAAACAAAACAAAAAACAGAAGAAAACAAAAACAAAUAUUUGACUCGUAGAUUAUUGAGAUCAACAAUGUAGUUUCUAACCCUAUUAAGAGUGAUUUUCUGUAAAAUUCGAACUUCGGCCUGACACGGUACCUCAUCGAUUUGGCUGAUUUUUGGCAUGUAGUCUUAGAAUGGUGUCCUAAAUACUGAAUGCAUAUUCUAAGGUUCGAAUUCUCGUUGGUUUCAAAGAUACAGGAAUGACAGUUUUGACGAGGCCUCGAGCGGCCGCUAUGUUGGUGAACUGAAGGAGAUUUACAGUAAUUAAUUCUAGCCUUAUCAUUAAAAUAACGUAAUCGUGACUCAUACAGUUGCAAAGAACUAUCCUUCCUCCUUUCAUUUACUUACUCUUAUCUGAAAAUGGUUAAGCCUGAGCUACGAACGGCUAUAACUUCUCACAGCACUUUUUCGGUACUUAAACGGUACACAAAUUUGGUAGAAAUUGGAAGGCCAAUAUCACCCAUGCCACAUCGAUUUAGACUAAGCCAUUUUAAGUAAACAUAGUUUGUUUAUAGCUAAGUUAGAUUGUUGAAUAAAAUAAUUGGGCAAAUGCAACGGAACAGAAAUAUGAUUGCAUGAAUGCGCAGUGGUUCAGCCACUUGGCCGCUAAAACUUCAAAACAAAAUUCGGCGAAUAUUUGAAAAGAAAAUUCUUUAAAAAUUGAUCUUGCCUCUUAAACCCUAUCUAUCGCUUAAAAAACCCUCCCUUGUAAGGUAAACAGAUGAUCUUUUGAUUCUGAUCUUGCGAAGAGCUUGAAAUAUGCGCUAAAAUGAAAAUUAUAAAUUUUGUUACACACGGUACUAGCUCAAGUCGCUCUUCGAUUUCUCAGACCAAUCGGGAGCCGCUCGUGUACUGCACAGUUACAAUUUUCUCUGUAGUAUGUCGCUGUAUACAGCUACAAAUUACAUAUUUUCUUAGGCAAAGAUAGCGCAAACGUUGUCAAUUUUAAUCAAAAGGCUAGAAAAACCAACUGUGCACUGUAGCUUUAUGCAAAUUGUAUGGUAUUCGAUAAUUACACGUGUAAACAGGAACCUACCUUUGCUAAUGUACACUGUUUGGCAGAUCUUUCCAGCGUAAGAUAUAAAACUAGUACAUUAAAUGAAAUUAAAGAACUCAUCAAGUCAAAUUACCUGAUCGUACCGUCAUUACUGAAUAAUAAGUCCGCAAAAUAUGACAUGGAAUGAUCGGUGGGAGACGAAGCUAUUUUUAGGAGGACAAGGAACUGCACGCUGGAACGGAACUGAAAUGAACAACCUCAAUUAAGUUCAGUCUUCUUGACGCUAUUAAACGUUUCACCCGAAUUUGAACAGGAAGUUGUUUUCUAUUUUCUUUCUCAUUCGUGCAUGUAUUCUGCAGUUCGCCCACUAUUUUUUCGUAACUUUUAAUUUUCUAGCUAACUGUAACUGUUAAGAACUACGAACCCCCCCUCCCCCCCCCCCCCUCUUUGAGUGAACUUUCAUUCGGUCUGAUUCACAAUAAUUUUCGAACGGUGACAAAGUGAUAUUUGAAAUGACAUUUUAUUUAGUAUUUUUAAAAGCUCCUUCUUUUUUUCCCGAUAGCCAGGAAUGUUUUGAACGUAAAGACUCAAGUGGCGGUGUUUUUCACGACUCUGCUUGUAGACUGACCUCGCCACCAGUACCACGGACAUAAAAUCUGAUCGGAGAGGGUCAUGCAGUAACUGAUGGGUCUCUGAAAAGCGAAAUGCAGUCACUUGGGGCGAGUAGGCUAUAUAGAUGAUGAACUCAUUGUUUAUAACCCCAUAACCGUAUCCCAAAAGUCGAGCCAGCCCGGGGCGAGCGAACACAAUUUUGGGGCCACUGGCCACGCCCUUAUGUUUAGCGGGAAAUUGGUUGAUUAGUCAAAUCUCCUUAACUCCACGACCAUGCACCUUUCCAAAUAUAGCCCUUCUUAUCAUCAUAUAGUUAGGGCCUCCCGUAAGCAUUUGCAACUAUUUUGAUUUGUAGAAGACUGUUUAACAGUUUUCAUUACUUUAAUGUCUUGUAAACAACACGAGGUACAUGUUCUGAUCUCUCCCCCCCGCACCCUUCCCCCAUCCAUAACAAAAAAUUUUCAGACCAACACUGAAUUGCAUGAAGGUAUGUACAAAAAAUAUGACCAUCUCGAGGCAAGGUUCAUCACUGUAACUUACCACAUAAAAGCCUUUUCGUUGUUUGCCAUCGACUGAUUCUGUUCUGAAUACUAAGGUCCCAUAAACAACGCCACGUUUAGAAAGAGCCCGCCCUUUUCAAUCCAAGAAAACCCAAGUAGCGAUUUCACCAACGGACAUAAGCCGUAAGAAAAGGACCGCGUCAAAUAGUUCAUGAAAUCACAAACGCCUCAUGACACCUUUAAUUCACUCUUUCUUCGAUAAACUAAUUUUUAAUUUUUUAAGCAUAAAUGACAUCAGAAUGCGCGAUUAUGAGCAUUGUAGCUUAUGAAAAGAAAAUUUAACACCUGAUGCACAUGAAAGCGUCUAAGAAGGGGACUAGGGGGAAUUAGGAACAUUGUGCUUACCGCUGGAAAAAUAUUGGCUAGUUGUUCUUUGACUAGUGAAUAGACUCAAUUAAAGCCGUUUUUGUUCAGUAAGGAGCUGUUAGAUGGGGGGAAAGCUACAUAAAGUAGAUCGCAUCAGAAUACGGCAUAGGACUAGGCUCUCAAAAUCGAUAAGCUGAAUGCAAGACCAAUUAUUAUGUAAAACAGAGAAAAAUUCCUUGAGGGAAAAAAAUUAUGGCUAGGGAAAAGACCCGAAGGUGGAAAGUUAGGAUGGUAGCUUCUUUUCAGGUAAUCGAUCAUUUACGUUAACUUCCGCUAUCCGACGGGCAUAUCGGAAAGACUGAAUGGAUGAGAGUAUAACACAUUCAAGAAGAAACAAAUUUGUGAUUUUUCACAACUCAAUAAUAUAACUAAAAUUGUGUACUACUCCGUUAUACAAGAUUUUUGUUUUCAAUUUCAGAUUUUUACGAUGGGGCAUUAGCCCCCGUACUCACUAGACACUACUUUACAAUCAUCGUGUUAAAAUCAGUGAAAUACUCCAAAACAAUUUGGAUUCCUACCCUUAUACCUUUAUUAAAAAUUAAAGUUGGGAAGUUUGUUGUUUUCUAAAAGUAGUUUGAACAGCCGAACGACAUUUUUCUACGCGGAGUGGGGAAGGCAAAGCUUCACUUUAGAAAGUGUCAGGAAAACGUGAGAGUCGUCCUUGAGGGUAAAGUGUCUAACCUAAUUUUCUCACCGAUUGCAAGUGCCAUUUCAUCCACGCAUAACCUCACCUAGUUAACAGAAUUAGCAAAUGUAGUGGGGAAACGUUGCGAGAGAACUGAGUAAGAUGUUAGGCUAAGUUUUGGUAAUUUUCCGCACACCUGGAAAGUCCUGGCUACGCUCCUGAUAGAGACUUUUGCUGGAGAGAAAUUGAAACAUGUUCGCUAAUAUAGUGACGACCAGAAAGGACAAGCCAUAGGAUAGUUCCAGAAAACCACCCAUUAAAAUAGAUCACGAAGUUGUCGCGGCGGAGGAUGAACUUGAAGGCAUCUGAUGAACUGCAAUUUUUCAAGGGAGCCCAGACAAGAUUAUGUACGAUGGGCACAGCUUGUUUGAUCUGGAAAAUUUGGAGAAGCUCAAGGCAAAUCGCUAGACAACACAAGCUAGAGCUGAACUAAAAAUCUUUUGCGCCUUUGAACUCUGUCCCUAACGGCAUAGUUACUAACUAUGCUAAGGAUAAGGAGAAAGUUUCCCUUUAUCAAUGCAUUAACCGAGUUGAUUAUGAAUGUCUCCUUAUGUUGGACGUCUUACUAACAAGCACAUUACCACUACUUGCCCUCAGAGGCGUUUUUCAUUUGACGAAAAAAUUAGGCCGGACUGUUUGAAAUUCUGGAUGCCAGAGUGAAGACGCCUUUUGUAUGAUGACGUCAUCGUCCUACAGUAAAAAGCGUUCGUUUUUUACCACUGAUAUUACGUCAAUCGGUACACUUAUGUUGUCGAAAGGUCCGUGAGCAUGGUAAAUGAUUUUACCUUAAACUGCAGACACAUCUUCAAUCACUCCUUAUUGUUCGCGAUAUCGGAUAACUUCACUGGUCCCUAACUGAAUUUUCUUUGCUGUUUACUUUAUUUUGAAUUAGGACUGUCUUGAGUUGUCCAUGCAUUGUCUAGCGAUUUUAAGCUUUUUCAAGGAAACAAAAAUCUGGAAUUGUCCCUAGGGUGAGGCAUUUGCGCACAGUUUUAAAGCCCUUCGGUGGGGUGACUGUGGUUUUUGCAGUCCCGGGCUCAUCCCUCAUUCUUCUUAACCCCUUCCAAACCAAUUUUUCUGUUUAUCAAGAAUCUCCUCAAAACGGGCUUCGUGAUUGAGAUAAAAUACCUGAAAUUGUACACGGAACCGUUGUUAACGGUGUACAAGGUAGAAUGAGUCUAUUCAUUACUUUGCCAACGCCCAAUUUUUAAAACCGGAAGUAAUGAUGUUUAUUUCAAGGGCUCAUGUCUCAUGAGUUUUGAGUAAAUCUUCAAACGCUGUAAACACAUGUAGCUGGAACUAUCAUCGCAUCGAUCCUCGCUCACUAAUAAUGAUAACUUAUAUCAACUUCCAUUAUUUAUUGCCUGGCUAAGAUUUUCACGGAUUCUUCAGUUCAGUUGUUUGAAACCAGGCGGUUUCACGUGAGUUGUAACGCCAGGCAAGGAACGUGACGACCCGCGAUAUGCGUGGGAAAAUAUUACUUUUUUUCGAUCAAGGUGGAAACUGGCAACUUUGUCGUCGAGUAAGGUAAUACAUCUCAAUUUUCAUUAGUAUGGUUAAUUUUAAAAGCUCUGGUUUCGGUAAACGAACUGGAGGAAAAUCAGGAAAAUUCCAGUUCGACUGUGAUGGUUGAAUUUUGUUUACGCGUCAUAGCAUAAACAUAACAAAUUCAUUUUCCUUUUCCUUAUACAAUCUGCCUUUUUUUAUACUGUUUUUCGCAGCAGAGUUAUCGAUUAUAUUACAGAGGCUAAUUUUAUUACACAGAUCACUCAGAUUUAAUGACAGAAACUCUAUUAUCGAUUGUAAUUUUGGCAACACCUGGCGAGUAUUCGGUGUACAGAUUAUUGACGAAGUCGCUAGAACAGUCUUCCAUUCAUUACUUUGUUUCUGCUCCGUUAAAUUUGCCCAAUUUUUUUAUUAAUGAACUCGAUUUAACUACAAACAGUGAGUAUUCAGGAAGAUUGGCAAGCUUCAAUGCGAUGUGGCAAAAGAGAUAUACGCCUUUAAAAUUCUGUUAAUUUUGCGGGUGUAAAAAAUUCAAAAAGUAUACCCACCAAAAGUUUAAUCGAUCGUUGCGAAAACGUUAUCAAUUUCGAAGUAGUUUCUAAAAAUACAAUAAAGAGGGAUUGUUCUUUCAAUCUGUAUUGGCAAAGGAAGAUUAGCUUUGAAGACAGGGUUGUAGUGGAAGGCUCAAAAGUAGCUUCUAUUAACCAAUAUGGCGCCGGUCCGAGGCACCCAAAAACCGGCCAUGUCGAUAAUUUCCGAAAUAGGAGGAAUUGGAACCUAAAGUUACCUAUUCCUUAUUAAAGACCUCAAAUCAAGUCUACGUGCCAAUUUUUAGCCAAUUCGGUGAGAUAGUGUGGCAGCGCCUUUUUAAUAUAGCUCGAAUCUUACAGACAACUGCUCUUAACCUCUUGAAGAAUUGACUUUCACUACUUGCAAGAUCGCGCAAGAUCAGUGAGAAAUUUACCUUCCUGUUUUCCUCUGCCGCUUCGGAUGAUGUCGGGACUUCAUUAAAAGACGGCUUUAAACUUAAACACCUGCUCUAUAGGUAUGUAGUAAAACUCGGAAAACAGGAAUACCCCAGAACACCCCCAAAACAAACCGUGAAAACUGGCAAAAGGUAGGUGAAGAAACGCUGUAACCUCAAUAAACGAAAACAAUCUUUCCGCGUGGUUUCUCCAAGUUUUGAUAAAGACCACUGUAAGAAUCAAUUGACAGUGCCCGAAAGCGCCGGUUAAAUUAGUAAACUUAUCCAGUUUUAAGGUACAUGUCCGUAGGGAACGAAUAUUGCUCUACAGAUUUUGGGAAUUUGUCCAGACUAGCUUUUCUGUGGUGGGGAAGACGUUCUUGCCCGCUACGAUACAAAUAUGACUUUGUGUAAAAUUCUGCGACUUAGCUAGUGGAGCAAUAGCUUCGUUGGCAAUAAUCACUUUCAAACUUGGCAAGGUAACUGACUUUAAGGUGUUCUUUCCAGCCGUGGUGACACUUCAUAACCGGUACAAGUCAAAUGUUGAAAAAAAAAAAAAAAAUAAUAAUAAUAAUAAUAAAAAUUAAAAAAGAGUAAUUAAAAAUGGUCAAUUAACAAUAAAUCAAAUGUUCUUUCUGUUUUUUGCUUUCCGUUCCACUUGUCCCGGAUUGUUUCGUGUUCACGGAAUUCGUAUCCCCCCAAUGAAUAACUUUACUUUUUGAAAACCCCUUUCCCCUUUCAGUUGUCAAGAUAAUCAAUCAAUGAGUACUGAAUCAAUGAAUAACUUUACUUUAUUGAAAAACCUGCAAAAGUCUAGUUAACAACGAUACACAUCUUAGCAAAAACAUAUUGAAUUCAAUUUGUCUACAUAAAAUGCUAAAUAUAAAAAACAAAUCAGACUGGCCCAACAAUUUUUUAUUGUAAUAAUAAUAUUACUUAUAUUUUAUUAUAUUUUUACAGGUAGGUUAAUCAAGAGACCAUAUGUAAUUUUCUGUACAGGUCUUUAACUGGUGCAUGUUUAUUUAAUAUCUAAGUGUUCCAGGAAAGUUAACUGUAAAAUUAUUUGCACGUGUCUAAUACACAUUGUAAAACAUAGUCCGCUUUGAACGCAGUUACAGGUGAGGAGAUCACCAAAGUAAGUGAAAUUUAAAACGUUUCCGCUUUGACUACCUCUGCCCUUGGUCCCUUGGUCAAUGAUUUUAAAUAAGAAAAAGAAACAUAACCCUGCAAGUUGAUUAGAGUUUGAGUAAUAGCUACCAAAUGUACAAACUGGCACCAGGUAAAGGUUGCAAAGGCAUGUAACUUAAGUUAAUGUAUGCAGUUGCUGCAUUGUAAUAAUGGACAAAGAAUAGAAGGUUGGGGUAAAAUGGCGCAUUCGAUAAGCCUCAUACCCCCCUCCCCUCUCCCCUCCGUCAUGCCUUAUUUUUUUAAUUAAUUAAGGUUAGCUUUUUUUUUUUUCUUUCUUGGGUUUACAUACAACCUGGAACCUCGUUAUUGUGUCAUUGUAAAGUCAGAGCUGGUUAAUUUAUGCGUUAGGUUGUGAGAUCAGUGCGCGCUAGAAAGCAUUAGGUCAAGUCAGGAGUUCUAGACUGAUCGCCCCAGAUCAUCGGUUUGUGCAAACAAUGCAUUCAUUCAAAAAGCGGGGAUUUUUUUCAAGUGAACUAGCCGGCUCACAAGUUUUCAAUUUCUUCCUUUUGCUACGUAAGUUUGUCAUUUUGUAAUUACCUUCUAAAACUUUGACACUAUCGCGCAGCCUUCUUUCAAACAGUACUCUUCCUUUACAACAUGUAAUUGUUGGAAUUAAAUUUCAUUCCCAUCCUUUUACUACAAGAAUAUAUCGUCACUAACAAAUAUUCGCUUACAGUCUGUUUCUACACUGUUAUAAAAUUAGGUAAAUGUUCGCAACUAAUGACAAAAAAAAUCAUUUCUGAAGUUAACUGACUAGCUGGAUGUCCAUUCUCUCAUUUCCUUCCAAACAGCUCUGUAGCAGUGUUCCAGCUGCUUGUCUGGUAGCUGCUAAAAUGAAACAAGAUAUUAAAAUGUAUUUACGACCUUUCUAAUUUUUUUUAAUUGACGAUCCUCGGUUAGCGCUAAUUUCCGAGCUGUAUAGUGUUCUUGCAACCAUUUUUAUGCAAUCCAGUUCUGAAAAUCAUGCUUUCUUUCAUCAAGUCAAGUUCAACAGUUAUUUGUUCAUCUCAGAUAUAAAAAGUCGAGCUUAUCUGCGUCUUAGCUGGUGAUAUUUUUCACGUACGCUUGCGUGUUUCACUCGCUCUUGACCGCUCUUCUACCAAGGAAUCUUAUUGUAGUCAACAUAUUUCCAUGGCAACAACUUAGAAUGGUUUUAACGUGCGGAAGCAGUUAAACAGCGAAAAACACCGAUAUUUCGACGAAAGUAUUAGAAUUUUCUUUACACUUUUGUACAAAGUUGGUAAAUUUACCAAAUAUCAUGCGUCAUCAGGUAUAAAAAUGAUACUUACCAAUAUAUAAAAGGGCUCACUCAAAUCAAGACCACUGUUUCUUUAAUGAACUAAAAACGGGCAAAACGGAAACUCAUUGGUGAUACAGGUAAGGCUAAUUAUUUUGUAGCAAACAAAUCAAACUAAAAUUAAAGAAGGCCUCAAAAUAUUCAGAUUUCUAUAUUGGUAAAGUCAAAAGCAUGAAAACUCUAACAAAAACUCGGCCCGAGACAAACAAAUUAAUGAACAAUUCCCCCUCCCCCUCAAAAAAUAAAGAAAAGAAAAGAAAAGAAAAAAACUGACUCAAAAGAUGGAUGAUCAGGUACAUUCUCUAUUUUCCAAUUGCCCAUAAUACACUCUGUUUGCCCCCGAAAUUCUGCAUAAACCAUUGUUUUUUAAUGCUCCUGCGAGUAUUGCAUUUUCCCAAGAGCAUUUUAAGACAAUAAGUUAUGCAAAAUUUGGGGGGCAAACAGAGUGUAUUAUGGGCAAUUGGAAAAUAGUCAAUGUAAAAAGGCUAGGGAUGGUAUAGGAUUCAAAGUAAAAAUUGAAAUGGAUGUUAACGUUCCUCCUUUGGGAAUUCCAUGGACAGUAAUUUUGUGUCUAAUUGCUGCGACAGUCUCUAGUUUACUUUAAAUGGCGUUACUGAGGAUGCCGUUUUUCUUGAUACUUUAAAGUUUUAAGUAAAUUAAUAUUUCCCAGAUAAAAAAAAAAAAAAAAAGACAUACCUCUAGAGCGAGUUUUAUAUAUCACGCAACGAUGUCACCAUACAUAUAUCGAUGGCUGCCACGUUUUUUAUGCAUUUCCCUGAUACCUUAAUGGAAAUACUUCUAAUAAGAAAAGACUUUUAUUAGUUGAGCAAAGGCCUUAGCAGAUGCCUUUCAUUGUUAUUAAAAAUCACUCAUAACCUGCGGGUCUGAUCUGGCCCGAGUGAAAGUGAAUUGUUUCAGUAAAUGUAUUGCGCAAUUUGCCAUCCUCGCCGUCGUUAGAUUCCACAGAAGCCUGAAAACCUGGAAAUAACCGACUUCAUUAGUAUCAUCAUCAUUACCAACCGUCAUCACCAUCAACAUCAUAAUCAUCUUUAUCCCUGGUGUAAAUUACUUGGCAACGGAGGAAACAGCUGGGACUAAAGGCCUCAACCGUAAAAAAGAAAGCUCCCAAAAGCAGCAAAAUCUUGCCGGGCUUAUCACAUUUUUCAUGUCCCUUUCGAAAAUUCAUUGCAAAUUUUAAUCAUGUUACAUAAAUCUGCAUUCUAAGUGAAAAUCUAUGAUAGCGAGGGACCACAGUCACAAAAUAACGGCGUUCAGUAUACAGCGUCUCCACAAAAAAAAAAAAAAAUUAAUAAUGAUAGCAAAAUACAAUAAAAUAAAAAAAUCUUGAAGCUCAUAUAUUUGUUAUUUAGAGCAUCCUAAUCUCGGUGAUUAAAACACGGUAAAUCAUAAUUAGCCCAGUUCAUAAAAGCAGCCAAUUAAAAAUAUUACCACAAUCCGGCGUAAAAUGUUUCGACAAUUUUCAGGCCACUCAAAAAUAUACUGAAUCUGUGCAGCAGGGAGUCUAAUAGGAAUUGGGAUAGGGAUUCGGCUAUAAACUUAUGAAUGGGUAACAUAAAUGAGCUCUAAUAAAUUACAUACAUAAACGAUCAAAUGAACUCUGGACACGCAGUUUCACGAUAUAAACGGUCUCGAGAUGAAACAGUUGAAGAGUUUCUAAAACGCAGAAAAUCCUUAUUAGGCUAUAUGCUCAUGACCAGUAAUUAAUAAACGUUUCCUAUACAUAAAGGAACCCUCUGCACUAUAACCUUCAACUGCAUUUGUAACAAGACACUCUUUUUAAUAAAAAAUCAAUAAGAAAAUGAAAAGAAAUUUGUCUUUUGUCUUAGGAGGCGGUAGGUGCGGGAAGCAGGCAUGCGCCCGUCCGCCAUUACCCUUUCCAACAACCCUUAAAAUUCAAUUGUUACCUCCAGAAUUUCAUUUUCAAAAAAAAGAUGCUAAAAAAAUAAGCAGAAGAAACUGCGUAUCUCCAGCUAUCUCGGUUAAGGUUUGGAUAUCAGAUGUUUGGGAAAUAAUGACCUCAUGAACGGUAAUCUGCAACAGUCAAGUAUAGAUUUGAGGGCAUUUUAAGGCGAUUUUUUUUUUCUGCCUAAUUGCGGUAUAUAAAAGAAGCAGACUGCAAAGAAUGCCAUGGGCUAAUCGUAGGGAAAAAAAGUAAUAAUAAAAACGAAAUUCGGCAGCUAACAGUGGCUUUCGACUGCCGUUUGUUAUCGUUUCAACACAGAACUUGCUUAAACUAUUGUCGGCAAAUCACGGCUUAUGUAGUUGAUAUCUUAAAGGUGGAAAAGUUAAGUCCAGUGAACAUUGCGUUGAAGUGAAGCCGUUCUCAAAAUUUUGCUGCUUUUAGUAGCAAUCAUCUAUGGGUAGUACGAAAGAAAAAGUUUUUUCAUGAAAACCACUCGAUCUUCACUUAAACGAUGGUGAGGGCGACCAAUGAUCUACAAGUUUGUUUGAGAAAUGAAUCAGUUACAAUUGUAGUAGGUAUUCUGCAACAAAACGCGAAAAAGGGCUACUUUAUUUUGUUACCCAGCUCCUUUCCUUAUGUUGGAGAAUAAACUAUAUACCAGAGCACUUGCAGAGAAACUAUAUUUUUCUUAGUAUAAUUUAAACAAGAAGCAAACUUCACUCGAAAUUGUUUUAAAACUUUAAUAUUAUUUUAGUCUUAUUAUGAAACACUCUCGUUCUCAGGGUCCUCUCCUUCUUGCCCUUAAGAGAGGACUCUGGGAACAAGGUUGCUUUUGAAGUGUGAAGCAUUUUUAUUGAUCCCUGCUUAUCGCCAUGCAUCCGCGUGGAUUGAAUGAAAACUUCACUAUCAUCAAUCCUUUCCUUUCAGUUCCGAGUGUAGUCGCUCAUCGUUUUGGGUCACCAGCUUUCAAUAUUGGAAGUCAACACACUGUCUUAACGGCUACCUCUGUUCAUUUGGCACGUUCUUUUGGUGACUGCUAUGGUGUCCUCGCCUGCCUGAAUAAAUGUAAUACGUCUCAAGAGCAAGAAAUAUUAGCCUCAAAAAAGGAAAAGGGUCUAAUGAAUGUACUUCGCUCUCUUUAAAGCCACGGUUUUGCUUUAGUUUGUGGAAAUUGACAUUACAUUUUCUUCAUAAUUCUGGACAACCUGGCUCCUUUCCACUUGUUUUAUCAUCUAUUUAAGCUGUUCUUUACUAGUGAGUCAUUAUGUUUUGUCUGAAUUCUGCCAAAAAUAAUUAAGGGAUUGAAUCCUGAGGGAAUUUACAGUGAGGUUCUACAGCUUGAAGGGCAAGCCAUACUUUCUUAAGCCUAUUCAUCUUUCCUUGAAGCUGACAAGCAUGUUCACCAUUCUCCUCUCUAAAAGAGCUUACUAACCUGCAGUAUCUUUAAUUAAACCCGGCAGCAAUCAGAAUUUUUCUGAUCUGCAAAUAGUGGCUCUAAGAAAAUUUAUCAACAAUAUAUAAAAGUCAACUAAAGUCCACACAAUGAAUAAUUAGUUAAUACCUACUUCUCUUCCUCUCCUCACUCUCUCAUAGUGAAUGGUAUCCCUGGGGGUCAAUAUUACAUUGACAACUGCCAAUUACUUACUAUGAAAUUUUAUCUUUAGUGAAAACAUUUCUUGUCAAUGGCAAAACACCACUUUAUAGGAAAAACUCUUGAAAAAUUGUUAAGGCUGACAAUUGUCACUGAAAAUUCUAAGGAUUAUCUGCUCGCACCAAUUUUCUUAAUUAAUAUUAUUAUUUUCUUCAUUUGAUUUCUGCUGCUUCAAGCUCUAAUAUAUUGGAGGCCAGUUCCUAACGGAUAUAAUUUGGUUAAAAGGCGUGACGUACCUUCUUUUAGCAAACUUACCCCAUAAACGAAGGUGUUGGGCUUAAAUCACGUGAGUAAGACCAGCUCAUUGAAUUUCGUACCAGUCCUUUCUUCUCCUGAAAAAAAAAAAAUACAAAAAGCUUACAAGAAAAUUAGUAUCAGCGAAAAUCAUGAAGAUAACUCUCGCUAAGUGACUCAACUUUAAGAUCAGUAUGUAUUCAGUCUGCAAUUUCUUGCUGCAUGCGCAGUCCAAAUCAUCGGUAUCAGGUAAAUCUAUGUUAAGCAUGUGAGAUGUAACGACACGCCAAUGUCUUAGUGUGGAGCAUGUUAAAUAAUAUGUGUAAUUUGAAAUUUUGUUGUAAACCAUCACGAGGUCAGGUUAUAAUACAUACUUGCGGUCACAUGAUAUCUCAUCUCUCAUCUGUCUACUCUGAAUACCUGUCUUUAAUCUGAAAACAACUGCAAAACUAACUUUAACUUUUCCAUACCUUAUUUGAUAUUUCUUCAGUGCGUAAAUCCUGUUUCAGUCAAAAUGACUGACAGGUUUUUUUCCAGCAGGAACUCAUCCCCAACAAAAUUAGAUACAGGCCAAGGAGAAGAGUAAUCUUGAAACUCGGCAUGGAAUCUUGCUCGUUAAGUCUUGUUCUGAACUCGUUAAAUGGUUUCAGUCAGAAGCAUUAAACUCAUGCGUUACUUGGAGAAAAAUUGUCAAAAGAAAGUAAAAAUGACAUCUGGAAAUGUUCAUGUUCAUCUUGACAGGGCGUGCCCCAAAGGUCCAUUUUCCGCUUCUUCUCCGAAAACCGUUGGAAAAAGUAGCGGAAGAAAAAAAAAUGCGUUCGAAGUUCCUGAAAAGAAACUUCAAGUUUAAACUGCUUUUAUGUGUUAAAAGAAAAAAAUAUACAUUGACUAGCAAUGUUUUCUUUAUUCAUUUGACUCUUUAAGUGCAAUAAUUACAAUAAUUAAUUAUAAAAAUGUUAUACACAAGAUUUCAAGUGCUAGAGCAAAGAAAAUGACAACCUUUCACACAGAGCUAAUUUAAAAAAUUUGCAAAGCUUUAUUGAUCUUGGAAUGUCUAACUACUUUAUUUAUGAUGAUUUAUGAUUUGGAUAAAUCAUGGAUCAGUCAGAAUUCAACAUCUUGGUAUCCAUGGACGAUUGCAGCCAAACAGUCGAAAAAAAGAGAAGACAAAAGAUGAUGUCGUAUGUGGUGUCCUUUCUUAGGAAAAAGAAAAAAGAAAACUGUUCACUUUCGAGGCGAUCUAUACAGAACGCGCUCAACAAUGCGUUCUUCCUCCAUUCUUCGGAUAAAAAAGUAAAGGCGGAAUGCGAGAAAAAGGAAAGCAAGAUCACAAAAUGCUGACAUUCGAUGUAGCUGAAAUAAAAGAGCAUUAGUAAAUUCGUUUUAGAGGAUACUACAUUUUUGUAUGCUUUAAUUGUAUUGAAUAAAAAAAAUUCCAUAUGUUUAAGAGGUAAUUCCUAAUUUUUAAAGGUGUUUGUAACUAAAACUUUAUUACCAAGGUAGUUUAAUAAAUAUGAGGGAAAAUACACACCAACAGCACAACAACGUUCGUAUCUUUUAUUAAAAGUCAUAAAACAACUUCAUAGAAUGGAAUAAGAAAAAAUAUAUAUAUAUUUGUUUAUUUACUUAAGUCGUCUAAAUGAAUAUAUUUUACAAUAAAAAAAUGUCACACCACAACAAAACAGCAGCAUUAUCGUUUUUAUUAAUUUCAUACUCCAGUUACAGAGACUCAUUCACUCACUCAACUUCUCCUUUUAUCUGACGGUAGUAUUUGAGGCCGAUAUCAAACGUCGCUUUUGUGUCCCUGUCCUUGGCCUGUGCUACGCCUUAUGUUAGGUCCAACUCGAAAAUAUCUAAUUAAAUAACGAAAAGAUCUCCUAUAGAAGUGUUCAUACGCCCAUAAAUUUUGACUCAUCGAAUGGACACCCCGCGAUUCUCCAGACUGUACACAGUUAUCAUUAAUUUGGUUGUUUGCUAUCGACAAAUUGUCGAUACCAAGCCGUGCAAGUCAGUUCGGAGACGGACAGGAAGCGUAGAUUGAAUAACCGAACAAAAGCCGAAGCAUAUUAAACAUAUCACAUAUAUACGUAAAGAAUUUCACUAACCUGGAUUCUCUGUGUAUACUUAAGCUGAUAAAAUGGUUCAACGUUUGCAUAAAAUUAAAUGUAACGUACGAGAAACGUUACUGUGGAAACCUACUAUGUGCACAUUUUGAGGGCGUAGUAAACGACAAUUCUAAACAGACGAUGAUGCCCUAAUAAACGACGGCUUUACGCAGGCGCAGAACCAUUUGAAUCAGCUCUACCUUAUAUGGGUUGCUGCACUCCUUCACGUUUUGUCAUCACUGGGUUCAUGAUUGAUUGCACUCCGGAUCCUCCGUGGGGAUCUGCGCUGUCCAGAUGAUGGGUCGACUACUUUCGAAGAUCAAGUUCAACUGGCCAAUUAUAUUCAAUAUGCCUAAACAACUCGGUCUGAUGUGGAGUGAUCUGCAAAGGAAACUGUUCGGUUUCAUGGAAAGCAAAAAUUCAUAAAGGAAAAUGAUUAAAACACAGGACGAGAAAUUUAAAAUAUAAUAAUCAAAAAACAAAAACGUCUCUUUGGGCGAGAUAUGCAGCCUUGGCAAGGCCCUUAGAUCAAUGAGCGCAUUAUAAGACGGAAGCCUUAGGCAUAGGACCUGCGAAAAACUCAACUCAUCCUUGCAAAAAAUAAAAGUUUAGGCGUAAAUUUUUUCGCGUUAGUUACUCCUCACUGUUUCUGUUUAUUGAGAUAAAUCUUAAAGGUUUGAGUGAAUUAAUAUAGUUUACAGCCAAAAACAACAACAACAACAAAAACUAUUUAAUCUUAUACCAGUACAUACCUCUGGAGCGAGUUUGAUAUAUAGCCAGACGAUUUUGUAUGCCGGACAGGUAAGGAUGGCUGUGACGACUGUCUUGUGAAUCCCUGCGACCUAAAUAGAACUACCCCUAAGAAGAAAAAUUAGUAACACGAGCACAAGUCUUGGCGGAAGCCAUUUCCUUUUUAAAGAAUGACACAUAAAUUGUCUUAUCUGGCGCGAGUAAAGCUGAUUUGGUUCAAUGUACUAGUGGAGAGUUGAAUCAAGAGCAGAGCGGUGAUUUUACUUUGCCCAAUUUACCUUCUUCGACGUCAUUAAAUCCCGCAGAGGCCUAGGUACAAGUAUCUGUAUUUUCGUUGCAUGAUGUAAGCUCCGCAAGCCAUUUAGCUGGUUAGGAAACCUGACGUAAAAUGUUUUUAUUCUUCUGAUUUUAGUGAAGGUUCUUGGCAAGCGGAUUAAAAUUUUGGAAAUAGAUUUUUGAACAAUGUCGAUCUUUCCUUCCUCGUCCAAAUCACUUUAAACAACGAAGGCCCUGGAUAAAUCCUGCCUCAAAACGUACAAAACGCUUCCAAAAGCAGCAAAAUAUUGGUUUAUUAAACUUAAGUUUUCAUGUCAAUUUCGAAAAUUCAUCACAAAUAUCAAUGUUGAUUAAAAGAAGCUAAAUUCCAGUGAAAAUGUAAUAUGACGACAGGACCUCGUCACAGGCUUAUGGGCGUUGAUCCCUCCUCUCCACAUUUAUUCCAUGAUAUUUAGAUCAUCCUCUAGCAUCUUGCGCUAUCCAAAAAACAGUUAAAGCGUUACCGCCCCCCCAGGACCCCUACUUGUUAUUAGCAUCUCAGGACCAAAUUGAAAUCAGUCAUUGGAAAAUGGUAUGAUUACACACAAGGGUAUCGUCCUUGAACCACGACGUCGUUAUCAAAAUCCGGCAUAUCGUUUCUUGGUGUAAGGUCAAUUUUUCCAGGGGGAGAGGACAACCUUUGUCGGCCCUAAAGUUUUGACAAUUUCCAAGCCACCCAAAAAAAUACUGAGACUGUGCUGCAGGAGACUUAAAGGUAGGGAUUUUAAUGAUAUGAACGGGUAACAUUUAGUGAAUUGCAUAGGUACAUGAAGGACUAAAGGACACGCUGUUUCACAAGAUUGACGCGAUAAAGCCAGUUGACGGAGUAAAGUACAGAAAACUCCUUGUUCAUUAAGCUAAGAUAUAUAUAUGUUCUACGUUCGUAGCGAGGCUCACAGACUUCUUUACUUCAGGAUCAUCAGGUGAUAACUGUCGAGUAUCUUGUACUCCUGGUAGUUGGGAUGUCGACCACUGACUUCUAUCAUUCCACAGGAAGGCUGGUCCGGUUAUCCAAUUUGACUUGAUGAGCUGUUGUGCACUGAGACCGCGAGAGGCGUGAUCUGCAGGGUUAAGUUUGGUGUCCACAUAAUGCCAUUGAUCCGGAGAGGUUUGGUCUUGAAUUUGUUGCACCCUGUUUGCAACAAAGAUGUGAAAACGUCUACUUUCAUUAGCGAUGUACCCGAGAACAACCUUGCUAUCGGUCCAGAAGAUUUCUGUUAUUUCUUCAUAGUCUAAUUCUCUUUGUAGUUGACUACUUGUUCUUACAGAAACCACAGCAGCUGUAAGCUCCAAACGAGGCACCGUUACUUGUUUGAGUGGUGUAACUCUUGCUUUGCCCAUUACCAACGAGCAAUGGAGAUGGCCUUCAUCGUCCUUUAAGCGGAGGUAUGAGCAUUAGCCGUACCCUGGGUACUGGCGUCAGAGAAGUGAUGCAACUCUACACUGCUGAUGUGUCCAAAAUCUGAUGGUUUGAAGCAUCUCGGAACUGAUAACUGAUCCAAAGUGAACAGCUCACUUCUCCACCUUUCCCACUUCAUCUUGACUACUUCAGAGACUGGGUCAUCCCCAAUCUGUUUUUUCUCGGCACAGGUCCUGUAGGAUCUUCUUUCCUUCAAGGAGGAGUGGAGCCACGAAACCUAAGGGAUCGUAUAUGGAGCUGACUGUGGAGAGUAUCCCCUUCUGGUACAUGGACGGUCCUUCAACGUGAUUCUAAACUGGAAUGAAUCUUUCUCGACGCACCACUCAACACCAAGGGUACGUUCUAUCAGUAGGGCUUCAGUAUCCAAAAUGUUCCUUAUCUCUUCAGCUCUAUCUUCGGCUGGGAUGGCUUCUAUAACUUCUUUCUUGUUUGAAGCAAACUUGUGCAGGCGGAAACCCCCUCUGCGGCACAUCUCUUUAGCGUCUUUAAUAAGGUUCACUGCUUCUUCUGAUGAGGCGACGGAUUUGAGGCCAUCGUCCACGUAAAAAUUUCUUCGUACAAAGUUCGCUGACAUUGAACCAAGUUCUUCUUCAUUAUCGUUAGCAGUGGACUUCAAGGCGUAGUUCGCACAUCCAGGCGAUGAUGUCGCUCCAAAGAGAUGGACGGUCAUUCUAAAUUCUAUCGGGUCCUUGGUCGUGUUUCCGUUCUCCCACCACAGGAAUCUCAAGAAGUCUCUGCAUUCUUCUGAUACUCUUACUUGAAGAAACAUCGAUUCUAUGUCGCACAUGAAUGCUACUGUUUCUUGCCUGAACCGACAGAGGACUCCCACCAAAUUGUUUGUUAAAUCUGGUCCUUGUAACAAAUGUUUAUUUAAGGUCUCGUUCUUGAAUUCCAUGGAGCAAUCGAAAACCACCGGAUCUUGUUUGGCUUUUUGGGAUGAUAUAUGCCGUGAUGAGGAAUAUACCAAACUUUUCCUUUAUCAGAUAAACUUGACUUGCUGUCUUUAGAACUUCCUUGGAGUAAACAUUCGUUAGCCCAGUUCAUGAGUUCAUGACCAGUAAUUAUUGCAUGUACAUUCCCUAUAUUAAUGCAUGUCCCUUAGUAUAUAUCAAGGAAAAUUCUGCACUCUACUCUUCAACUGUAUUUGCAACGAGACACUAUUGGAAAUAAUGAUGAGAAAAUUGGAAUAAAUUUAUAGGAGGGGUGAGUGGUGGGGGGCAGGCAUACGCCCAUCCACCACUACCCCUCUCCGCAACCUUUGUCGCUCAAGAAAAUAGUGAUAGUUUUUGUUUUCUUUUUUCGUAUGAGGGUAAGGGGUACGGGGCAUGCGUACGCCCAUCCACCACUACCCCUCCACUAGUUACCUACCGGGAUAUCACUGAAAAAUCUGCGUUUAAAAUGAAAAAGUGCUAAGAACCGCGUCUCCUCAAGUCAUGGGAUGAUCUUAGACAGUCAUGACCUCAUGAAUGGUACUGGCAGAGACAGACAAGUACAAUUUUGGGUGCGUUUUACAGUGAAUUAUAAUUUUUUCCUUAUUGUGGUCUUUUAUAAUUAGCGCAGAUUGCAUAUAAUGCUUGGUCUAGGCUAAUUGUACAAAUAUUAGAAAUGGAAAGGAAAAAGAGAUUUGGUAACUUUCCGAGACUUUCAGCCUCGGGAUGUUUUUGUAUGUUUUAACGAAGGGCUUACUUGAAGUGUCGUCGAAAAAAUUCGCCCCACAGCUUAUCUUCAUAUAAAAGGCGGAAUAAACUGCAACAAGUUGUUCUUUCUUUGUUUAAAUUAUAUGAAUGUUUUAAAAAAUCGAAAUUACUGAUCAGCUGCGCGCUAAAGUACAUAGAUAAAUUAAAUUUUGUUGCUUUUCGUAGCGUUCGUCUACAGCAAGGUAAAUUACAAGAAAAAAAAAAAACCAAGGGAGAGAGGACAUUUUCCAAGACGGUACUAAGAAUCAAUGGUCAACAUUUCCUUUUCAAAAUGUUUCUGAGAAAUUUGGCAGUUAAUUUAUGACGAGAAAUCUGCGGCAAACAUUUUGGAAAAGUAUGCAAAAAAGACUAUAAUUGAAAGAGCAGGUUUGGGUGCCCCUUCUCUCCUACUUAUCUAAAUUUUAUGCGCUUGCAAAGCAACAAUUUUUCACUGAGCCAAGAAAACAUGCCCAUACCAGUUUAAAUCGAUCAUUACUUUAAGUUCACCUUUUGACGUCUUCUUAUUUCGCCGUUGUUGUUCAUCGCCUGUUUAGAGCUAAGGCCGGUCUCACGAAUUCCAUGAACACUUGAUUUUCAUCAGUGCUUCCAAGUAGAGUCGCUUAUCGUUUUGGUUCUGACUGGCUUUCAAUAUUAGUACCGUGACACUGACAUACCUCUGCUUGGCACGUCCUUUCGAUCCCUUAAAAGAGUUCCACAAGUAGCUGACACUUGAUGAUAACUGUUAUGACGCCCAAUAUUCCCUGUCUAAAUAAAUUGUUUCUUAUUAGAACAAGAGCUUUAAUCCUUUAAUUCUGCAACAAAAAAAUGUUGUCUUUUGAAUGUAACUCACCCUCUCUAAAGCCAGGGAUUUUCCUUUGUUGAUAAUUGUCCUUGAGAUUGUGUUUCUAGUGUCUAAAAAACUGGCUAAACUAUUUUAUUUCUUUUUUCAGUCAUAGCCCACUCCGUUAUGUUUUCGCAGGGAUUAGUUUGAAUCCCACUGAAACCUUCAAUCAGGUUAUCUACGGCUUGGGGCGAAUACCAUAAACUUGCAUCCAGAAAUAGUAUAAUCGACAGUGUUUUUUUUUUCUUCUUUAGUUCACGCUUUGGAUGAACUCGUUCGCCUUUGAAAAAACUUGAAAAAUCAAGUCUUUAACUUACCUUUGUACUGAGAGAGGUUGGUUCAUUCAGUGUAUCAGCUUUGAGAUGAUCAUUGUAUUUAACAGUCCUGGCUUUGACAGUCUCUCGCGACCUAUAAUGAAAUGCUUUUCACAAAGACUCAGUAGCGUAGCGAGAUUUAUCAUUUUGGCUAGGACUCAAAGUCUUUUCUUUCAACGUGUACUAAUUCAAAAAACCAUGUCACAGGGACGCCAACUAUGGGCUUUGCCAGCUAAUUACUCUGGAACUUUAUCUUAACUUUAGCUUAAUGAUGGCCAAUGUUAAAGGAAUUAAAAAAAAACAAAAACAAAAACAAAAACAAAACCUUAGCAAUGUAUUUUAAGCUAGGACUUAUCACUGAAAUACUCCAACUGCAAUCCGUUGUCAUAAACUCCUUCCUUUGUGUUUAUACUUGUCUUCCUUUGAAUCAUCUCUUGUCUACUACGUUAAGAAGACACAAUAUGGGGGGGGGAUUUGCUAAGUAAGAUGGCCAGUUUCGAAGGGCUGUAAUUAGUAAAAAAAGGUGACACAGCUUCUUUUAGUAGACUUACCACAGACUAUAAGCAAAGGCGUUAGCCUUGAGUCACGUGAUUAAAACCACCUCAUUGAAUUUCGAAUCAGUUCCUCCUUCUUCGAGAGACUUCUGGCUGUAAAAAAAAUAAUAAUAAUAAAAUAAAAAAACUUGCAAGGAAAUUAGUAUCAAUUAAAAUUACAACGAAAAUUGACUUAAUGGGACUGUAAAUUACGAUCAGUGUGGGUUCAAAUUGAUAUCUCUAGCUCAUGUCCAAGUACUCUAUGCAGAUCAACAGAUCAUCAGUAUAUGUGAAAUUCUUUUAUACGUGUGUUCAAGGUGGAACAACCUGUUGAUGUCUUUGCGUGUAUCAUAAAAUCAUCAUGCAUUGGGUCCUCUAUCAUUGAUGUGUUUGUUUCACAAAACGUUGUUAAGAGUGUAAACCCUAUAAUUACGGUCACGUGAUAUCUCAGCUACCAUCCUCCCGUCUCUAUUUAUAGUGGAAAGGGUGCGGUCUGCUGUGGCUUCUUGCGUUUGGUCUGAAAGCAACAAGGCCAACAUGGAUUUUAAAAUACCUUACUUGCUCACCUUCAGUUCGCAACUCUUGUUUCAGUCAAAAUAAACGACAUGCGAAUUUCCUGGAGGAACUCAUCCAAAAAACAGAAAUGUGGCCAAUAUGGGACUCAUCUUGAAUCUAGUGCCAAGAUGAAAUCUUGCUCCUUCACUCUUAAAGGUGCUUUCCGCCAAAAGUAUUAGCCUCUGACUUCUCUCAGAAAAAAAAAAAAAAAAAAAAGAUGAAGGAAAAAAAUGCGGUUUCUUGCCAUAAAAAGACAAAACUUGGUGGUGUUCAUCUUGCCGACAGGGCUCGCCCCAAAAGUUCAUUUUCCGCUUCUUCUCCGAUAAGCGUUGAAAAUAGUAGAAUUGAAAAAAAUCGCGUUCGACGUUUCUAAAAGGAAAUGUUUAAGCUGUUAUAAAACGUUAGAAGAAACAAAAUAUAAAACUUUUGACCUGCACUGUGUGUUUGUAACUUUAUUGAUCAUCAAGGUAAAGCUAAUUACAAUAAUUACAAGCUAUUAGUAUGAUCUAUGUAAUGUCCUUUCGGUAUUAAUGUUUGUACAAGGAAAAUGACACCCUCUCAUUUAAUAUUUCAUGUUUGCAAAGCUUUAUUGAUCUUUUAAUUGCAACUAAAUUACAAUCAAUUUAAAUUAAUUUAUCUGGCGAAGAUGAAUCUUGGUACAGCCAGAAUUGGAUGCCUUGACAGUUUCUUAAACGACGACAAAAAAGAGAAGUAUCUUGAGAAAAUAGGACUGGAAAUUUUUGUUUUGUAAGUGAUGUCAACUCUUGAGAUGCCCGGAUGUGCAGAAAAAAGGAAAAAAUCUCGUUGACGGCGGUAUUGGCGAGCUAACAGGGCGCGCCCAAAACUGUGAUCUUCAUUAAAUUGUUCUGAUGAAAAAAUCAUGACGGAAUAUGCGAAAAAGAAAAGUCCGCCGACGUUCGACGUAGCUGAAAUAAACAUUAUUAGUAAAUUAUUUAGAAGGUACUUAAGACAGUUUAAGAAACCACACUGACAGCCACGUGCUUUGCUGUUUAAACUUUAUUCAAUUUAAAUAAUUUCGAUGAAUCCUAAUUUGUAAAGCUGUUUGAGUAUACUCCUAUAACAGUUUAAAGUAUAUAUUGAUCAAAUAGGAAUACAAUACACACCGAAAACAUACAGCUGAACAUAGCAGGGUUUGUAUAUUUUAUUACAUUUCUUGCACCAGUUACAGUUAAAUAUUUAAUUUAUAUAAUCCAGAGAAGCCGAAAAAAUAUUAAAUAAUCUUUUUAGUUACUUAUUUUAUAACUGUUUAACAUAUAUAAGUAGGAAUAAAAUACACACCAACAACAGAAGCGUUCGUAUAUUUUGUUAAAUUCCUUGCACCAGUUACAAUUAAAUUUUUACUCAAAUAAUGCAAAGUGCUCUGAGAAGCCGAAAAAAGAGUAAAUAAACUAAUUAGUUACCUAUUUUACUUUGAUGAUUCGUUUUUUAUAUUAGAAAAAAAAGUCACAUCACACCAACACAUCGAAUGGACACCCCAGGGUUCCUCAAACCAUAUACGCAGGGAUCAUUGGCGGCUGGCUAUCGACACAUUGUUGAUACCAAGCCUUGCAAUGUUUCAGUUCGGAGACAGACAGAAUGCAUACACCGAAAAACCGAAAAAAAAGCCGAAUCGAAUUGGAAGCCGAGUUCCGACUUAAAUCAUUAGAUUAUAAAUAAGUAAAAAAAAAAAUCCACUAACCUGUUGUCCCCGUGUAUACUUGGGCUGAUAAAUAUGGUUCAACGUUUGCAUAACUUUCAACAUAUCGUGCGAGAAACGUUACUAUGAAAACUACCUUAUGAACAGCUUUCUAGAAGACGUAAAUAAAUGACAGCUUUACGCAGGCGUAGAACCAUUUAAAUCAGCCCUACCUUAUAUGGGUUGCUGCACUCCGUCAUGUUUUGUCACCACGGAGUACAUGGUGGGGCCCACCCCUCCACGGUAACCUAGGCUCCAAUGCUGUUUGAUAAGGUGUAGUCCCAUGCCUCGUCCAGAUGAUGCUUCCAUGUCAACUCACGAAGAUGAAGUCCAGAGCCAGUUAUACUAAAUAAGCAUUGGUAGCCAUGUCAACUAACAUUUAUAUGGAAACCAUAUGUUCUAUUAAUAAUCACAGGAGUUCAGGCUUCAGGAGUAAUCAUUGAUCGUUUAUUGCGACAAUGCUGUUUGUAUGGUCCGAAAUUGUAGGACCACACGCAUCAGGCAACUUCAACGAUUGACCGUUCUUGACAGCGCUCAACUGUAGGGCAGGAGCUAUGUAAAUACUUGUAUUCUGGGUAGAACGUAAAGUAUUUCGUAGAGCGCUCAAUUCAUUUUAUUGAAUGUGGUUUCUAAAUCGUUCAGCCAGGAUAAGUUGACCGGAUUUUAACUGAGAAAGUUUAUUAUAUUAUAUUUUAUACAUUACAUUACAACACCUCUAAAAUACAAUUAACUGAAGACAUAUAAUAAAUAAAUUGCUAGCUAUAGAGACUUGAUGGAAUUCUGUAAAUUAUUUUAUUUAAAAAAAAAAUGCUACCUUUUUUUAAAGUAGAGCUGCUGAAUUCCAUUUCUGUCACGCGUAUAAUAAAUUCGAGUGGGCCGUUCGCCAUGUGGUCGACAUCUUUAAUCAGGAGUUAAUUUUUCAACCUUAUGUAGUAUUUUCUGCAACAGAAAUUUAAUUCUUAGUAAGUAUACGACUAUCACUGUCAAAGGUUUCAUAAAGACCAAAAUUAUCUGGUGAAGGUCACCUUACAAGGGCUAAUUUCAGAACACAAAUUACAAACUGAAGCGUCAAAGUGCCUCAAGGUAAAAUAAUCUUACACCUACCUCUCUGGUUUGUUAUUUUUUCGUGCUACGGGUCCGCAAUGUUUGCCAGUAUGCCAAGAAUACAGUGCAAUGGCAAAACGAACUGAACGGCAGCGGAAGGAGUAUAUAGUAACUCGCUAGAGAUCCCAGAAUCGUUCGCAACGGCGGCGUUUUCGCGUCUUCCUUUAAAAUGAGUAAUUAUCACGGUAUUUUCAAUUUGAAUAUGACGCCCUCCAGCAAAGCGAGCUUUAUGAUUGGUUCUUGUUAGGCACGGGAAAAGGGAUCGAACCAUGUUUACCAUACUUCAAUGAAUGAGCACAAAAUGGGAAUUAAGGUUGAAUCUUGUUUUUAGUUUGUCUUGUGGUGCUUGUACAAAAAGUUGAUAAAGUUAAUAAACAAAUAAGUAAUGAGCGUCUGGGAGAUCGAGGUUAAGCCAAAAAAAUUCCCAACGGUUUGCCAAACCGUUAACAAAGUUUUAACAAGCUACACUUUAACUUAAUUUAGAAGCAGUAUUUUUUAUUUUAUUUCAUUUUAUUUUUUAAUCACAGGGGUGCAACCUAAACAGAUUUAAAACAAGCACGUCUGAAGUCAAAGUUUACAUUGUCCUCUUUGGACUGAGGAUGAGAUGGGCAUGUGUAUCACUAAUUAAUUUCUACAUAAGCUCGGAUUGUUUUAUUUUAUUUUUUUUUUUUUUUUUUUUGGGGGGGGGGUGGGGAAUAUAUUAUAUAACCACCGAAUCAACUGUCUCAAAAGCUGGGCGCGACUUUGAUUGUUUGAAGGGAAAAGCGGAGCUAAUGAACAGCUAAUUAAAAUGCGAGGGGAUUAUGUAUUAAUAUGCAAGGGGAUAAGUGACUUAUUCCCCUUGCAUGUUAAUACAUAAUCCCCUCGCAUUUCAAUUAGCUUUUCAAAAAGAAAAAAAAAUGACAAAUGUUUAUUGGAAAUAUUAAACAUCGACACGACGCUUUACACACCUCCUGCGCAAUCUUAUCCCCAGGACUUUUCCUUUUCAGGGUUGCAUCUAGGAUUUAUCGUUUGGGGGGAAGUCCCCCCAGCCCUAGUGGCCUAAGGGCACGAAUUUCCUAGGGAGGUCCGGGGACAUGCCCCCUCCGGAUUUGAAUAUGUGCUGAGAUGCAACUGGUGAAUUUUGAGAUAAAAUUUUGAGAACUGUUACAGUGUGUGCACUGACCUCGUCACGUCUGGAUGAUUUUUCCGAUACAGUUACUGUAAUGAUAACAAUAAUUUUUUUUUUUUAGGGGCAGGGGGGGUCUGUGCAUACGGGGGGAAGAUUCUUCCCCUCAAAUACCCUAGAUAAAACCCUGCUAUUGUGAAAUAUAUAAUUAAUCCAGUCAAACGCCUUUUUUGAAUAUGAACACUGAUGGAGGGCAUAAACAGUAUCUGUAUUGACAGUGUAUUGACGGGGUGUCCGUACAGAAAACUUUAGGGCAACAUCCCUUAGGGACAAAGCAAGCUGCUGCUAUUUUUCGGAGGGAGAGAAGCGACGACCGGAAAUGCGUCUGCGGUUCGCAGGCUAGUCGAUAUUGCGAUCUAUUGCUUUUCAAAGAACACUAUAGCUACUGCAAGGAAGAAAGAAAAAGAAAAUUAAGAACGGACAGGAGAAAUUUUAUUUUAAAACUUGGUUCAACCCCAUUGGUAAGCUCCUUUUAGUAAAUAAACAACAGCGAAAAAAAAAAAAAAAGAAAAAGAAAAAAGAAAAAAACUUAAGACUUGUAAAGGGGGUUGAAGAGGGAAAGGGGGGGGGCUAUUUCAUGACACUUGUCAUCGAGGUACAGAAGCCAUUUAUCACACGUGAUAUUUCCUCCCUGCAGUGUUGUUUUUUUGUCACGCAAAAAUUAAUGUUGACACAAGCCGGGCAAUUCACGCAUACCAGCAACAUAAUUCAUGAAUGCUUUCACUUUAUAAAUUCCAGUUUUCUUGCAAGAGCGCCAGUUUACUGAGGUUAACGUUUAUUCAGCUCUUCAUGGCUCAGGUUCCAGUUCAAUGUUACAUUUUACUCGCUUUUCUGAGUCGAUUGUUAUGCCUUGCCUCAGGUAAGCCGUACUUUAUUUCUUUACUGUUAACUGCAUGCUACGUGACUAAAGCGAGUAUGUUUGUGAAUAAAGCAAACAGUCGUUCAUGCGUUUAUAUCGCAGAACCCCAAGGUUUAAGUAACUGUUUAUGAUCUUUCAAACUGUAGAGAUAAGCAACGCUUAAAAGAACCAAGUCAAUCAACUAUCAAGAGCGAGAUUACCAUAAUUGCAACUCAACAUCGCCACAUGGAACGCGAACAGUGUUUCUUGAGUGGCCCAGCAAUAGGGAAUUAUAACAAACAGAUCUCUAUGUGGGCUAGAAAGGUUAAACCAAAGAUAAAUCGGCAGAGAAAGUUCGCCAGAGCCCAUCAGGUGAUGGGCUCCUGAAUUUGCUAAUUGAUUCUUACCCCUCGCUCCAAAUCUAACAUCUUACCCAUUUUAUUGCUAGACCACUCAUAUUACCUGUCCUGCAGCAAUUCUUUUAUUUAUUGGUUUCUAUGGUAUAAAUUUUAAAAACAUGUAAAGCGGGCAGCAUAAUGUUUUUCUCACAAUUAAACCCGUACAUUAUUCGUCGCUAAUUAGUCUCUUAUUCUGUAAGUGAAAAAAAUGCCAUUUUGAAAACUAAAUAUUUACUUAGUGUCAUAUGAUCAUCUGCCAUCUGGUUGAGCUUACCUACCAGCUACGAUUGAAAUUGCUCCUUCUAAAAAUUCGCAAAGUCUGAAAGACUGGCGUCCGGGCCUUGCAUUUAACGGCCUAAAAACAUUAUUCUUUUAAUUAUGUUCCCUCAAUCAGGGACACUCAACGAGAAUAUAGUUCAAAACCACUUAAACAUAGCAUUGUUAAACGUAUUUUAGUAUUUAAACGGUAGAUAUAGGUUGGAAUAUUUUUAUCCCCUAAAAAUUUUUGAUCCGUUCGGAUUUCCUAGCUGAAAGUCUAGUGAUCCGAAAAUUAUAGGGUUCAAAACUUACGUUUUCGAAAAUUUCAGCCAGAAAAAAGGCUCCCGAUGACCUUUUUACGGUAAAAAUCCGUUAAUAAUGGGCAAUUAUACCAUUUUUUAGAUGUUCGAAAAUAAUAGGAGAGGCAGGCAAGCAGGAAAUUUUACAACAAUUGUUCCGAAAAUUCUAGAUCUCAAAUCGUCUUCCCAACAGAUAUUUUCCGAAAACUGACGUUGCGUGCCCCUGCUCAUUCCUUAGCUCAUAAUUUCUAACGCCUCUCCUUCGAGCGAUAGAUCCAAACUUUGACUUCUCAAGGAGAUAUUGGGUAUUGAUCCCACGUACGUGCAGUAUAAGGGAGGUGGCUAGCCCCAUCAGAGACAAAGGUACAAUGUAAGUGCUCGUUGUAGAGAGGAAGCAGUUAUCGGAAGGUCAAUUUUGCGUAGAAGAAAUGCUGAAUGUGGUGUACUGAGAAAACUGAAAACAAAUAAAGUAAAUACGAGAAGCGGAAGUCUGUAUGCAUCAGUUUGCACGCUGUACUCUUCUUCAUAAAUAGUCGUUGUAGAAAAGUCAUUUGGGCCGUUUGCACCUUGAAAACUAUUGCCGGCUGACAUAUCUACGGUAGUUUAGUCCCGGGGGGGGGGGUACUUUAGGAAUUUCUGGGUGGGGAUGUGCCGCUGGGACCCUGGAACCCUUAACCUAUACCAGAGCUAGUUCAGCUGAAUUUUGCUACCCUAUACUAGAGUAAAUUCCCCAAAUUCCCCUAUCCUAGAGUAGCUGUUUACCUUGUCUAGACAAAAUCUUCAACCAACUGAUCAGUUUCCUGAAAAAUGAUACCCUAUUCUAGACCCAAACGCUCUGAUUUAUACACCCUAUCCUAGAGUAAACUGCUUGAAAACCAUACCCUUCACAGCGGCACAUACCUAUAUAGCCCAUAUAUGGCAGUAACCCCCCCCCCCCCCGGGAGUUUAGUCUGGUAAUCCAGUCUAGUCUGGGGAGUCUAAUCUCUAGUCUAGUCUAGUCUAGUCCGGUAUAGUCCAGUCUAGUCUAGACUGUAGUCUAGUGUAGGUGAGUAUAAUCUAGUCUGGUACAUGUAGUCUUGAAAGUGGACUUGAAUGCCCCUUCCUGCCACUGAAGGCUAGCAAUACAGGGCCGAGGAACACAGAAAUAGCUUGCAUGCUUAAGAGGCUGUCCGCGUAAGAACCGAUAAGGCAAAUUUCGUUGUAUCACGGAUUGCCCUGAUUUUUUCAGUGGAAGAUAACUAUCCUAUCCCAUGAAGAAAUAUCACAUUUAUUUGGACCAACUCAAUUUUUUCUCUAUAUUACAGGAAGAUUUUCUCGGUCACCUAAAACUGGCCCGUUUGCCUUCAGAAGUGGUGCGAUUUUGGUGAAUUUUUAGGGCUCUGUCAAACCUACCUUACAUAGCCGAAUAAGCUGAUUAUUUUACACACAAAUGUUUUAACUGUCAUUAACAGUGUCAAAGUUUAAUGGUUGCAUUCUGUCGAAAUUUGGCUGAGAUAUGAUUUUUUUUAAAUGACCGUUAAUUUGCUCAGCAGGAAAAGUAAUUUGCAUAACUAGAGCUGAACGGUAAUUUCGCGAAAGUGGCACCUGACCCAGACUCAAGUCUGUGAUGAAUCAGAAGUACUAAGACCAGUCUACUUCUUAAUGCAAUAAAAUUUGUGGGCACUCUUCUCUGCGCGCUGUACAAAGUUCCGUUAAUGUUACAAAUUCGCCACUUUGACAGCAAAGCUGGAAUUGUAACGGUCCGCAUUUGAUCGACUAAUUUCCACAGUUUUAACGUUUCUAGUUAUCACCAAAUGUCAUUAGACCCUUUAAAUGUUGGACUUUUGAAAACAUGAGGAGAAAACUUGGUAAUCGCUUUUUCUUGGUUUUUUUCCUGGUCGACGAUCACAACGCGACUUCAUUCUCCGUAUGCAAAUUAGCCUUAGAUGCGUCGUUUCAACAAAUUGAAUUGACAGGGAACAUAACUGCUUAUAUUUCACAUUUUUAAGGGAAAAUAUCUCUUAGAACUUUCCACGGAAAAACACGAACGAUAUAUGACUUAGAAUCCCCUUAGGUCUGUUUCACGAGGAAGAAGUAGUAGAAGAAGAUAUGUUUACGCGAAUUAAAAUAAUUUAAUUACUGUGGCCCGUCACGCAUUCCCCGAGAGUGGCCGUGUAUCGAUCAGUUCUUUUAUCUGAUUAUAUUUUUUUUGAAGUGAUAGUUAUUGAUAAUCAUACAAUUUAAUCACUGUUAAUUCCGAUUCUUUACUGGGUGGGAAAUACCAUGCUGUUGUAUUUAUUCAUUCUACGACCGUUUUCACUGAGUCAGUAUCCCCGGGAGUUACCGUGAGGAUAGGGUUUAAUAUGACAGCCCAUGGUGUAAUACACGACAAUUAGCUACAAAGUAGUCACUUGGACACGGCCACUCUUAUUCACGAGCACUAGCACAAUAUUUUCAAUUACAGAAUCAAAAAUUAAUAUUUUGGAAAUAGCUCGCAAACAACUUCAGAGAUACCGUGCGACAGCAUAGGACCACACCUGCAAAGUACUUUCAUUUCCUAGAUCCCUUGCUAACCAUAGGCUAUACAAACAUUAGGGUGGUAUUAACAGAGCAUUGUGUUUAUCGCCAAUUAACAACAUUUCAGUAAAAAUGAGGAAUGGCAUGCAGAAAAAGGCAUAGUUAUUGUUUAAGGUCCUUCUCAGUGUUAAAUCCCAAAAGUUUUGCCGGCUGUUAAUCACACUAAAUUAAGGAUCCAUAUGUUCACUCCUGAGCUGUUGGAGAAAAGCACAUGCAAUCUUGUAUGAAAGACGAAAGUUUGUCAACUAGGUCUCCUUUUCUUUCCCUGGAUUUGAAUGGUAUUUUGAAGUGACAAAAAUUUUUUUAGCAUUACCACGUUGAACUGACUAGGUGUUGUUCUUCCUUUGACAUACACAUAGGUUGAAAGCUUCAGGUUGAGGGUGUUGUGGUCUCAAUUCUUCAGCGAUUUCUGCAACAAGCUUUUGCCUUUCGAACUCCUCGUCUUCUUGCAACAGAUCUCUAUGGUCAAGUUCAACUUGUAUACACUUAGGAUUAUGUUUACGUGUUGACUCAAACGGGCCUAGAGUCCAACAUGGGCUGGCAAUAGGUGAGCACGGAAUUGGAACGGGAUUGGGGGGAACUCCCUAUGAUGGCCUAUACGGGGAGGUUCCGCCCGAAAGGAGUAUCUUUUUCAGGCUUCAGGUAUAUGAAAGGGCGGGCAUUUCGCUAGAUGAAGUAUAUAAAAGGGCGAGUGCGCUUAUUGCAGCCUUGGCAGCAUCUUUGGUGGUUCUUAAAGAAAAAAGAAUUAAGUUGAAGAACUUAAGGAAAAGUAGAAGGACUUAUUUUUUCUGAAAUUAAUAUACACGGGAGAAAUUUCACCCUCUUAAAUACAAAUGCUUAUUAAAGUAGAGGUGGAACAGUGGGGAGAGAGGGUGCAUGGUAAAGUAGGUUAAAAAUGGAGAGGUGAGAUGAAGCACAUUGUUCAAGAGGGUAUAAAUACAAAAAAAAAAAAAAAAACAGCAAUCUGGAGGCAUUUUUGAAGACUUAAUGAAAACGUUAUCAAACAAGAAAAACAGAGAAAUCUUGUCCAAUAAACCUCUCCGGCAAAUGUGUGGACAUGGUUGCAGACUGUUCAAUCGUGCUCUUCUCGACCCUUCGGCGUCAAGUUUUUUCAAGUUUCUUGCGACAGGAGGAGCAAAUCGGCUAUAUAAAGUUGAACUGAACACUAAGGUACUUUUAAGUAUCACUAAUUUUUACAAAACCCAGAGACAUGUUUUAAACACUGUUUAAGUUCAAAAAAGUUAUUUUUAUUGCAAGAAUGAAAUACUUUUCAUACACGUGAACGACACCUCGACCACAAUCACUCCUAGCCUCGUCCCCAGGACAUUCUUCUUAGAAAAUGACAGCGGCGGGAAAGCCCUGGAGACGAGGUUGAAUCCUGACUCCGUGUAGAAAGUUUUUUUUCCCCAUUUAUAAUGCUCUUCAAACAAUCAUCAGAAAACAAUCUUUCACAACACACGGAUUAACCGGUAUGUAUAGUAUUUUAAAGGUAAGAAUUGAUUAGGGCAAGAUACACGGCUGUCAAAAAAAUAGAAAUAACAAAAACUAUCUUUGCAAGCUCAAAUAAACUGGAAACGAGCUUCAGGAAACAUCGCAAGAUAAAAUGUUAAAUAGAGAAAUUAAAAUAUCUCUGUACGUUAAGACAACUGUUUGCAUGAAGAAGAAAAAAGAAUGAUGGAACAAAACUUUGACUUAUUUCGCUGGCUAUGUGGAAAUUUACGACGUGUCUUCCUGCCACAGAAGUUAUUUUGCCAUUAUGAUCCAGAGUGUGACCGGGGUAUUGACAAGACCUUAGGCUCGAUUUCCGCCCUCUCCCCGUCCGUUGGGGGCUCGUUUUCCAGAACAGCGGCUUACAAUCGAGCCUAACAAGACCUUGGCGCUCGCAAAAACCUGCGCCUAAAGCCGAUUGUCAUUUUAGUGUUAGCCUGUUUGCACACUACCCUUCCCCCCUUGGGAGAAGCAGCCCCUUCCCCGAUUUUUCCUGAGAGGAGGGGGUCUGUACACAGGCUAUUUAGUGUCUGUGCCUUGGGCAGAUUGUCAUUUCAGUUCCGAAUACCCACCAAGCCUCGAAUACGUACUCUCGCUAAAAUGAAUUCAUUUUCAUUGUCUUUGCUACACUUGCUACACUUAGACAAGUGACAGCUGGCUAAGUGCGAGGUAAUAUCAUCCAUGCACUCUGUGACCAACACAUUUUCCUCCACACCCCUUCCGGGACCUCACUCUGUCUACGAUCUCGCGGAAGAACUGCUUGAUGAAAUAGCCGAAAAAGCCAUUUUUCACAAUUGAUCUCUUCGGCGAUUUCAGUGACAUAGUUAUAUUUAAUUUGAAACUGGCACCUGUUGCAUUAUAAUUCAAUCAGAUUGAAACCAAAACAAGAUCAUCGUUGGAAUUCGGAUGUUAUACCCUAACAAAAACUGAAAAAAUACUCCCUUUUGCGUUUAUUCACUGAAAAAAGGAACUAUUUUUCCCUUUUCAUUCUGCUACCGAUAAGCUACCGAUAAACACUUUAAAGAUCUUUGAAUGAAACUGAAAUUUACCGCUAAUUUAAGAUAGAAAAAGUGUGGGGCCUUUUUUUUUUUUUUAUCAUAGUGCCAUGUACAAAGAUCUGCCUUCUCCCGAUAAGCAAAUAUCAUAAUAAAGCUUUCGACGUUAACGCUAUUUUUUAUAAAGGCACGCAAAAAAGAGUGCCCAAACAUUUUCGUGUGCUGACAGGAGGAAUUACCUUGCAAGUGAACUCUUAUUUUUUAUUAUUAUCAAUAACUAUCAUUUAAAAAAAAGAUGAUAAUAUUAUCGAAUUGAUCGACACAACGCUAUUGUUUUCUAAUCGACCACCCGUCUUCAGGAAUGCGUGACAGGCCACAGUAAUUGAAUUAUUUUAAGCCGCAAACAUGUAUCAUGAUAUAUUAUUCAGCUGCUUCUUCCUCGUUAAAAAAAAAAAAAAACAGACCUUAAGGGGAUUCUAAGUCAUGGUUUGUGUUUUUCUGUGGAAAGGAGAAUUAUUUUUCCCCUUAGAAAUGUGAAUGUAACGAUUAUAUUUCCUGUCAAUUUGUUGAAACAACGGAUCUAAGGCUAAUUUGCAUACCGAGAACGAAGUCACGUUCAUCGUCGACAAGAAAAAGACCCAAGAAAAAGCGAUUACUAAGUUUUCUCCACAUGUUUUCAAACGUCCAACAUUUAAAGGGUCUAAUGAUAUUUAGUGAUAACUGGAAACGUUAAAGCUGUGGAAAUUAGUCGAUCAGAUGCGGACCCGUUACAAUUCCAGCUUUGCUGUCAAAAUGGCGAAUUUUGGAACAUAAACGGAACUUUGCACGGCACGCAAAGAAGAGUGCCCACAAAUUUUAUUGCGUUAAGAAGUAGACUGGUCUUAGUACUUCUGAUUUAUCAUAGACUUGAGUCUGGGUCAGGUGCCACUUUUGCGAAAUUACCGUUCAGCUCUAGUUAUGCAAAUUACUUUUCCUGCUGAGCAAAUUAAAGGUCAUUUUCAAAAAAUCGUAUCUCAGCCAACUUUCCACAGAAUGUAGCCAUUAAACAUUGAAACUAUUAAUGAGAGUUAAAACUUUUGUGUGUAAAAUAAUCAGAUUAUUCGGCUAUGUAAGGUAGGUUUGACAGAGCCCUAAAGUUUCACCAAAAUCGCACUACUUCCGACGGCAAACUGACUAGUUUUAGGUGACCGAGAAAAUCUUCCUGUAAAAUAGAGAAAAAAUUGAGUUGGUCCAAAUAAAUGUGAUAUUUCUUCAUGGGAUAGGAUAGUCAUCUUCCACUGAAAAAAUCAGGGCAAUCCGUGAUAGACCGAAAUUUGCCUUAUCGGUUCUUACGCGGACAGCCUCUUAAAUAAGGUUGCGUUUUGAAAGAAACCUUUAUGUUGAGGAAAAAAUAGAGCCUUCCUUAGCCUUCUGAUGAUUUAUAGAUGUUUAAGAUUCAUAUUUCCAUUUAGAAGCGAGUGUACGUAAUUGUUGCAUAAAUUAUGCAAUAAUUAUGCACACCGCCUCUACGCAAUGGCGAGCCACGCCGUGAAUUAUGACGUGAUGGGUAUAACUUUCGUUUCAGUUUGGGUGUUGUGAUUACACGAAGUAUUUUUUUUGUUUAGGGUGUGGUGUAAGACCUCCUUUAUCACGAGUCAUCGGCGGACGUGACGCCCGACCGAAUUCAUGGCCUUGGCAAGCUGAGAUUCUGGAAAUCCGUGACGGAAAGUGGAUCCACAAGUGUGGAGCGUCCUUGAUUCACCCGGAGUGGAUCGUUACAGCAGCUCAUUGCUUAUUUACACCAGAUCCAAGGAUUUACAAGAUUGUGCUAGGUUUGUAUAAGAUUUAGGACCUUUGAGGUUUAGUGGGUGGAGAAAGGGUGUUACUGAGUCCCGAUUUACCAUGUACAUGUAAAAACAUGACUCAGUGCUUUUCUAAUUUGGUAUGCGCCCCUCGGUCGACUCAAUUCAAGGACCGGACCUAAGCAAGGGCGUGGUAUUAUGUUUGCAAAGGUAAAUUUAGGAAUAUGCUAUUUGCUUGCUAUCCAGUUCUAACGCCUAUACUUUUAUCACAUUUUCCCACAAAGCUGCAUUUACGAAUUCCGCCCCUCGCAAUUGCCUCCUGUGUACCAUAAAGCUCCUCCAUUUUUUUUUUCUAAAUUACAAAAGUUUAUUUACAAACUUCCUUAAAGAAGAAUGCAGUUUUGCACGUUUGCCUUUUAACUUAACUUUGCUUUUUUUUUUAAACAGGUGAGCACGAUCGCACUAAGGAUGAGGGAACGGAGCAAUAUUUCGAUGUAUCACAGCUAUACCUUAAUAAACAUUUCCAAACGUACAGUGGUUACGGUCACGACAUCGCUCUUAUCAGACUCUCCAGGCCGGCGAUACUAAACCGAUACGUUAGCCUUGCUUGCCUUCCGAGGCAGAACGAAAGAGUGGCUACUGGCAAGUUAUGUUAUCUUACAGGUAAGGCACAUUUAAAGGUUGUAAUGGUGAUUUCUUGGCUUAAGAUUUCUUUAAGUUGGGUCACACAUCACUUAGAUGGCUUGAUAACUUACUUAUUGACACGAUGGGAAAAAAAAUCUCUAAAAAAAUAUGUUUACCCCAUUCUUAAGUAGUUUCAACACAUAUGGUAUACAAGGCCCUGGGAGGCAUUAAAUCGAACAAGUCAGGGGGGUCUGAUCCCAUCCCGGGAAAAGUCUGGAAAGAGUUUGCUUUUGAACUUGCACCAGUCAUCACUAAUAUCUAUAAUGCCUCGAUGGUACAAGGAUACGUCAAUGUGUUUCUUAACCAAUCCGAAGUUGUUCCUGUACCAAAAUGUUCGCCACCCAAAGUAGUUGAACACGAUCUUCGGCCUAUUUCUCUCACGCCCCAUAUUGCAAAGGUCAUGGAAGGGCUUACGCUGGAUUCCCUCUUCAAGCAAGUCUGUGACAAGCUCGAUCGACACACACCAGUUUGCCCUGGCCGCGAAGUCCACAACUCACGCUCUUGUUUUCUUUCUCCAAGUCAUCCUUGAGGCCCUCGGCCAAGGUGACACUUAUGCACGCAUCUUCUUUACUGAUUUCAGUAUAAAGGUUUUGAAGUUUUGAUUUAGUCGAUCACAAUAUCUUUAUCCAAGAAAUGGAGCUGCUAGGCGUGCAUUAGGCCACUAUCAGAUGGAUCGGCUCUUUAUUAACGGACUGUUCACAAAGAGUGCCAAUCGGUCAGGUUUAUUCGCAUCCAGUUACACCGAAUGGGGGAAUACCACAAGGAACAAUACUCGCGCCAUUGCUGUUCGCCAUAUUAGUGAACGAUCUGUGUAGGGACUGGAGAUAUAGGAUUAAAUACGUUGAUGACACCUCGGUAUUUGAAUCUAUUCCUCGAUGUUCCCCUAGCUACCUUCCAUUUAUCGCCGCAAAUAUUAACACCUACGCUUCCAUGUGUAACAUGCGGCUUAAUGAGAAAAAAUGUAAAGAUCUGGUUAUCAAUUUUUUGAAGUAUCAACCCACUGUUAUAACACCGAUUCAGCUUAAUGGUAUAGUCAUUGAUAGAAUAUCUAGUUAUAAACCCUCGGGGGUUAUUAUCUCUGAUGACAUCUCUUGGAAAGGACAUUGUGACAGUAUCCUUAAAAAAGCUACUAAGCGAUUGUUUGUGCUGCGGAACCUCAAGAGAGUUGGACUGGGCACUAACGAUCUCGUGUUAGUCUAGUGUAGUAUUGUUAGAUCCAUUGUUGAGUACGCCUCGCCAGUUUGGGCUGCGAUCCCUUUAUAUCUGGACGAGUUAAUUGAGUCUGUCCAGCGGAAACCUCUCAAAAUAAUAUUUGGCCGGGUAGACUAUACGGAAGCCUUGGUCUUGGCCGGCCUGGAGUCUCUUAGUGACAGGAGAGUAAGAGCUUGUAAGCGGUUUACGGCUACUGCGCGCCAAAUGCCCCCCCUUAAGAACAUCAUGCCGCUAUUGAGUCUCAUUACAGUAUAAGGGUCCGACUUCCAAGACGUCAACAUGGUCACACCAGAAGAAUUAAUGACUUUGUAACUUAUAAAUUUCAGUGAAUGUGUGCAAAUGGUUAAUUGUAUGGGACAAUGACCUUCCCCAACAAUUCAGUUAUUGCUGCAAGUGGGUGAAAUGAACAGAAUAUCUAUCUAUCCAUCUAUCAACGCUGGUAACGCCUAACUGAAAUUAACUACCAUCCCGUCCUUACGCGGCGCGAGGCUUAAUUCUCACCCGACUAACAAGUAAAAUUGGAGAAAAAAAGUGCUUAGUUUGGCAGAUUGUCCAUUCUUAUAUUUCUUGGCUGCCUUCAAGACUCAAAGAGAGGCGAAAAGAAAAGUUUGAGGAUGCGUGUAAUCAUGCUGCAGCGAGCACAGAUCUUCGAUCUUGAAAAGGGCUUCUGAUACCCGGGGAAGGCUAAUUAUUUUCUGUGAUUAAAGAAUACAUUUUCACUGGGACGUGUUUCAUAUACGACUUCAAAAAUUCACUUACUUAUUAAAUCUAGUUAUAUCAGUUCAACAAACUUUUAACUGCAAAAGUAUAAAGAUUCUGAAGGUAACUUUGACUAAGUCAAAUCAAUAAAGACAGAAAUAAAUGAAAAGAAACGAAAAUAAAAGACAAAAACUCGUUUUGCAGGUUGGGGGGUACAAGUUUACGGAGGAUCUAUGGCGGUCAUUUUGCAACAAGCUCAACUGCUAACGGCGAACCACUCGACAUGUUCAACUGGAAACUCGCAUUUCCAGCCGAUCGAUGAUGAGUCGAUGCUUUGCGCCGGGGAUCCGAAAGCAAGUGGGUGCAAUGGAGACAGUGGCGGACCCCUAGUUUGUGAAGAAAGCGGGAGAUAUGUCCUAAGAGGUGCCGUAAGCUGGGGUAUCCCCAAGUGUCCAGGCGGGGAUACAUUCUCUGUGUUCACGCGAAUAAGUUCUUUUAUUACUUGGAUUGAAGAUCAUAUCAAGAACAGUGACAUGUAUUAGUCUGGGCAUGAUUUGAUUACAUUUUUUUUAACAAAAGUGAAUCGAACAUGAAAAUAUGACGAAAGGGUGGACGAAGAACGUUCAAGCUACAAUCAUCUACAAUAGACGAUCGACAAAUAAAAAUUGUUGAGCGAGAGAACAACAACAAUACUUAUUUUUACUCAGUCUU
Molecule: messenger RNA, 49088 nt
Organism: Porites lobata
Lineage: Eukaryota; Metazoa; Cnidaria; Anthozoa; Scleractinia; Poritidae
Source: the annotation of a GenBank genome assembly